AUGGCGGCGGAGGAGGAGGAUGGAUUGCCCGAGGAGAGGUUGUUGUUCCUCCCGGAUCGCCAUGUGCGUUACUUCCAGCGCAGCUUGCAAGCCCUGCCGGAGCAGUGUGCCUCCCUGGAGACCAGCAGGUACUGAGUCCGGCCCGGCCCCUGGGAACAUGGACACCCCGUGUGCCAGUCACUGAGACACCCGGCCCCCGGGAACAUGGACACCCCGUGUGCCAGUCACUGACACCCAGGAACAUGGACACCCCGUGUGCCAGUCACUGAGACACCCGGCCCCCGGGAACAUGGACACCCCGUGUGCCAGUCACUGACACCCAGGAACAUGGACACCCCGUGUGCCAGUCACUGAGACACCCGGCCCCGGGAACAUGGACACCCCGUGUGCCAGUCACUGAGACACCCGGCCCCGGGAACAUGGACACCCCGUGUGCCAAUCACUGACACCCAGGAACAUGGACACCCCGUGUGCCAGUCACUGAGACACCCGGCCCGGGGAGCAUGGACACCCCGUGUGCCAAUCACUGAGACACCCGGGAACAUGGACACCCCGUGUGCCAGUCACUGAGACACCCGGCCCCGGGAGCAUGGACACCCCGUGUGCCAAUCACUGUGACACCCGGCCCCCGGGAACAUGGACACCCCGUGUGCCAGUCACUGAGACACCCGGGAACAUGGACACCCCGUGUGCCAGUCACUGAGACACCCGGGAACGUGGACACCCCGUGUGCCAAUCACUGAGACACCCGGGAACGUGGACACCCCGUGUGCCGGUCACUGAGACACCCGGGAACGUGGACACCCCGUGUGCCGGUCACUGAGACACCCGGGAACGUGGACACCCCGUGUGCCGGUCACUGAGACACCCGGGAACGUGGACACCCCGUGUGCCAAUCACUGUGACACCCGGCCCCGGGAACAUGGACACCCCGUGUGCCGGUCACUGAGACACCCGGCCCCGGGAACAUGGACACCCCGUGUGCCAGUCACUGAGACACCCGGGAACAUGGACACCCCGUGUGCCAGUCACUGAGACACCCGGCUCCCAUUGAGGGCCAUGCCCAGCGUGUGUGCCAGCCAGACAAUGUGUGUUGUGCUAUGGGAGCCCUGCAUGCCAGCCUGGCCGGUCUCUGCUACAUUUAGUAUAGUAUUACAGUGAUGGAGGUUAUGUCACAUGCUCUUUAUUAAAAAUGUGCUGAAUUCACAUGACCAUGGUACACUCUGUGCUGUAAAUACAUUGCUGGGUACAGGUAAGGUUUGGGAGUUUACAUUUAACAAUUGUUGGAGUACACUGGAUGUAUACAUUGAGUAUCCUUAUUGUUGGAGUACACUGGAUGUAUACAUUGAGUAUCCUUAUUGUUGGAGUACACUGGAUGUAUACAUUGAGUAUGCUUAUUGUUGGAGUACACUGGAUGUAUACAUUGAGUAUCCUUAUUGUUGGAGUACACUGGAUGUAUACAUUGAGUAUCCUUAUUGUUGGAGUACACUGGAUGUAUACAUUGAGUAUCCUUAUUGUUGGAGUACACUGGAUGUAUACAUUGAGUAUCCUUAUUGCUGGAGUACACUGGAUGUAUACAUUGAGUAUCCUUAUUGCUGGAGUACACUGGAUGUAUACAUUGAGUAUGCUUAUUGUUGGAGUACACUGGAUGUAUACAUUGAGUAUCCUUGUUGUUGGAGUACACUGGAUGUAUACAUUGAGUAUCCUUAUUGUUGGAGUACACUGGAUGUAUACAUUGAGUAUCCUUAUUGUUGGAGUACACUGGAUGUAUACAUUGAGUAUCCUUAUUGCUGGAGUACACUGGAUGUAUACAUUGAGUAUCCUUAUUGCUGGAGUACACUGGAUGUAUACAUUGAGUAUCCUUAUUGUUGGAGUACACUGGAUGUAUACAUUGAGUAUCCUUAUUGUUGGAGUACACUGGAUGUAUACAUUGAUUAUCCUUAUUGUUGGAGUACACUAGAUGUAUCAGUUGAGUAUCCUUUUCGUCCACUUUAAAGUUGUGGGAGUUAGGAAGUGCUGUACUCCCUGUGUGACAGGCUGCAGGUUAUGUUUUCUGGUAGUGAGAGCUUCCUUGGCAUUGAAGUUAGGCUGCCAGGUUGAUAGACUUUAUACAGUCUACUAAUUUACAAAUCGCUGCAUUUAUAAACUCAGACCUGUGACUCAGUGUAUAGUAGUUUUGGCACAAUAAACUUUGCAGUAAUGAAGGAUUAUUAUGGUGCAUACAGACACUCGCAUACUCAUACUCAGACACUCACACAGUGGUGUAUUUUAAUUUUGUGCUGCCCUAGGUAUGACUAAACCUGGGCACCCCCUUGAUCUAAAUUCACCAACCCUUCCUGUCAAGGGCGCACCUCUUCCUGAUUAAGAACCCACCCCUUCCUCUUUAGACUCAACUUUUUUCUGCUCCUUUUAACUCCUUAAGGACACGUGACAUGUCAUGAUUCCCUUUUAUUCCAGAAGUUUGGUCCUUAACGGGUUAAAGGAAUACUAUAGUGACAGGAAAACAAAGCUGUUUUCCUGGCACUAUAAUUCCCUAUAGUGCCCCCCUCCCUCACUCUACACUGAAGUUGUUAAAAUCCUAUGGGUAUUUAGCAGAUGCUGGAUGUCCUCAUGCACAGCGUGAGGACGUCCAGCAUCAGUUAGGUGACUUUUAGUCACCUAACCACCCUAAAGUCCCUCUAGUGGCUGUCUAGUAGACAACCACUAGAGGUGGAGUUACCCCUCAAGGUAAUUAUUGCAGUUUCUGAGAAACUGAAAUAAUUACACUUGCAGGUUUAAGGGGACUGGGACUCUGCACCCAGACCUCUUCAAUGAGCUGAAGUUGUCUGGGUGCCUAUAGUGUCCCUUUAAACACACAUUCAGUAACACACACUCAAUGAUAAACACACAGACGUCACUGAUCUGACACACACUCAUUCAUUGACAGAGAUACACUGACAGACAUUCACAAACAUACACAUGCAUUCACUAACAGAUGCACAUACACUCAUACACACACAUGUACAUAUGCUAACAAACGUAAAUACACUAACAGACAUUCAUACACGAACAGACACACAUACACUAAUAUAUAUAUAUAUAUAUAUAUAUAUACACACACACUAACAGACAUAUAUGCACACACAUACACUAACAGACAUACAGACAUAUAUAUACACACAUACAUGCAUACUAAUCAGAAGCAGCGAGGGAGCUAUUAUUGCUCCGCUCUGCUCCCUCACGCGCCGUUUGCUGAUGCCGCGGGAGCCGGAAUAUGACGUCAUAUUCCGGCUCCCGGCAUCAGCAAAUGGCAUGCGAGGGAGCAGAGCAGAGAGAACACGGCUCCCUCACCGCCUCUGACAGGUAGACAGGCGCCCGCCGGGGGGUCCACCAGGUGGCCACCCCAUGACAGGUGGGGCAUUUGGGGUGGCAUUUUUUGCCGCCUCCUGAUUAGUGCCUGUGAUCUAUCAAAUUUCCCUACCCGUGAAAAUCCCAUACCCUCGUCACUUCCGGUGAGGGAAGUCAGCUGGAUCCUGUGCAGGACAUGCGUGUUAGCAUUCCUGCCACUCCUCCACAGAAAGGUCCUGGAAGGUAAGUAAAACUAGUUUUACACUUUCAUUAUAGUUAGUGCAUUCACUAAGCUUAGGACAUGGGACAUUUAGGGUUAAUGUUGGGGUUCAAAUUAGGGUUAGGAUUAAGGACUUGUUUAUAUUUAGUGAUAUUUCACACUAAGGGAAUAUCUAUAAAUAGUGAUUUUUCACACUUAAAUUUUUUUUUUUAAUCAAUCAAUAUCAAAUAAAUUAUUCACAAAUGUCGGGAGUACAUUUUGCCAAAAAGGUUCUUGCUAAGCUUCAAGUUGGAACUUCUCCCAUCAGCUUCCACUCACAACAGCAGAUGUUGUGAUAGGCAUUGUCUUGUGUGACAAGCAAUGGAUGUCUAUGGUAUCUCAUUGCCAAAAAAUGCCAAUGCCCCACAAUGGACAGUUCUGCUGCAAGUCAUUGUCUCUUACACAUACAUAAUCAUAAUCUCAUGACAUUAACCACCGUCAUGCACAAAUAUUUAACUAGCUACACGCACAUUAUUAGAAAUCUCUUGCACACAGAAAUACAUAAAUCGCUACUAGAUCACCUACAGUAUAGACACACACAUAUAUUCAGACACUAACACGUGCAGUGUGCAAGGAGAGUGGGGAAAACUGUUUUUGCUACUGCACCAUGCAGUGAUAGCAUUCUACUUCACUAGCAGGUCUUCCAAUUUCUCUCUAUCAACAAAGGUGAGCAGGAGAGGGAACAUUAUUAAAACAGCUCUGUCGCCUUCAAUUUGUUUAACUUUCAACAUAAUCAAAAGAUAUACAUAGGGACUACUUCGCCUUAUGGUAAAGCCUGAAAUUGACAAAACAUAAAGUCAAAUCUUCUGUUAUCAAUUUUUGUCAAUUCAGCCAGCCAUCACAUGCGAUGUCUGUGAGAAUCUGGCUGCUUCUAACAGCUACAAAGAUAGGUCUAUGGAGUCUCCUGUGAUUUUGCAGGAUCCUCCAUGGAUAUAAAAGUUGUGCUUUCAUAGCUCUUGGAUUAUGUAGGGCCUGGAACUGAAGAAAGAAGAUAGCAGCACUUAAAGUAAGGAUGGUUAAAGAGUAACUCUCACUUCCCUACCUUUAGCUCAACCAAAUAACUAAAAGUUAGGUAUUGAUUAUGUUAAAAGUUUUAAAAGAUUCUUUAUAUUGUUUGCUGUGAAAAGUAUAUAAAUUAAUUCUCAUUGUGCCACAUGCAGGAAAAAAUGGAAGUUAGCAGUUUAUUAGAAAUACUUCAGGAGUAGUGUGUGUGUGUGUGUAUAUACUGCUAUGAGUGUAAAGUCAGAAGUCACUAAUGGACAAAUGUAUAAUUAUGCUCAAUAAUAUUGGGACAGUUUAAUGUACAGAGACAGAAACACUAAAUCCAUGUAUAUUUUACUUUCAGAUUGACCAUUGCAUUUUUUGCACUUUCUGGCCUUGAUAUGCUGGACUCUUUGCACGUGGUGAAUAAGGCAGAAAUAAUCGAAUGGAUCUACUCACUUCAAGUUCUCCCCACUGAAGACCGUGAGUAAAUUCUAAAUCAUCAUUAUUUUUCAAUUUAUUAAAGGGUUACUCCAAGCACAAUGACUGCUUUACUGAUUUGAUAUAGUCAUUGUGCUUGGAGCCUGUAUGUGUAGCACUUCAGUAAGAAACGCUGUGCAUACAGAGGUAAUUACUUUUGCUGCUGGAGGUGUAACUCCAGCAGCAUUGUUAGCAGCCUGCAACUAGACUUUCGUGGUGUUAAUGUGAAUUAUGUGCAUAUAAUGUAUCUGUCAUCAGCACACAUGCUGGCAAUGGAUAUCUGCUGGUGUCAGUGAGACUGCAGGGCAUGAUCUAUACACAAAACUGCUUCAGUAAGCUAAAGUUGUUUUGUUGCCGUUAGUGUUCCUUUAAAUAGGUACCCACCAAAUCAAACUGUUUGAAGCCGGGUUUGAUGUCUUUCUUCUAGUUGUUGGGAUCUAGGUAAUAUUUUUAUUAAACAUUUGAGUGCCACAUAUACUCUUAAUUUGCCAUAUCUCCCAUACCUACGCCAACAUAUCUUAAUUUUAUUGAAGAUCUCUCCAAAUGGCACACAACGUCCUUGAACGCCUACUGAUCCCUAGUAUGAUCUGGUUCCUUUAUCAGUCACCCUCUUAGAACCUGAUCGGUAGUAAGGAAGUGCUGAAAGUGGUCUGUGUCGUUUAAACACAUGGUCAAAGGACUUCCUUUCAGAAAUAAUGCAGGAUAUUAAGAGGAUGUUAUAUUGUGCACCCAACUAGACGGUAUGAAACCGGAGACCCAAUUUUAGACUCCAGACUAUUAUGGCAACCAGACAAAUGUUUUGUUUUUUUGGGGGGUAGGGGUAGUGGUUAUUGGUCAGAAAAAAAUAGUUACACAAAAAACACUUUAUGGUGCACUACCCUUUAUAAAUAGUUACAUGUGUGAAAGGAGACUUGCGUCCUUCAAGUUCAGCCUUUCUCGCAUAGGUUUUUGCUGUUGAUCCAAAAGAAGGCAAAAAAAAUCCAUUCUAAAGCGCUUCCAAUUUUGCAACAAACUAGGGAAAAAUUCCUUCUUGACCCCAAAAUGGCAGUCAGAUAUCUCCUUCUAUCAAGAAGCUUUAUAAUAUGAUUUGUUUUAUAAGUAAGUGUGCUUUAGACCAGAGCCUCAUUGCUGUCUAAUAGCUAUGAACUUAUAAUGCAGAACUGUAAUUUCUGAAUUGUCUUUGAAGUUGAAGAAGCGUUGUGGUAUGGGUUCCAAGAGCCCUCCUUUAGGUCAGACUGCUCCGUAAUGGUUUGACAUAAAAUCUUGUAUAUACACUUAUAGCACCAUGGCCACUACAAUGAACUGCAGUUUUUUGAGGGGGUUAUGUAACUGCAUGGUUUUCCUGUUCCUUUUGAUGUAUAUCUGUCUUGCGUUUUUAAACCCUUAAUGUCUUUUGUUAAUCCUUUAGGUAGAAACAUUUUUGUUUUUAUAAUAAAUCUGGCCUCCUUUGGGAGGCAUGGUUCUAUCACUAGAUGGCAGCAUAUGCUUUACUAAGUGACUAUUGCCAACUGCAUAAAUCUAACUCUUUUGAUAAAUUGCUUUAGGCACUUGCUAAGGUUCAGCAUCUAAUUUAAAUCCAAUAAAUAUGAUUAUUAGCCAGAUAUUGGUGUACUGUCAAUCAAAUCCAUUUUAGUUGAAUUACCUUUUACAGUUCUUUUUUUUUUUUUAUUAUGCAAUUUUUAGUUUCUAUCCCAAGACCAGAAGCAGUGCUUACUACAAUGCUGUCAAACAUUUUAAAGGAAUGAGCAACAAAUAAUUAAGUUUUCAAGGGUUGGUGACUGAACCCUAUCGAAUCAAGUCAUGUAAUACAGCAGACUCUUGGAUAUUUUUGGCAGAUUCGAGUGAGGUGAUGAGAAUAAAUUUGAAAGCAUGAUGUCAAACAAUGCAGUGUCAGGACUCUAGAGAAAACAGUGACUUUGCCUACACCUGAAAGAGUUUAUUUUUAGGCUUUUGUUUUGUUUUUAAUUUAUUAAAUGGUUACUCCAAUCACCAUGAGUACUUCAGUGAUUUGAAGUAGUCAUGGUGGAUUGAAGCCUGGAUGUGCAGUGUAUUUGCUUGAAAUACUGCACAUUCAAAGAUUUAUUUGUGUGCCAGGCAGUGUUGUAUUUUGGAUUUGUGCUGCCAUAGGGAGGAAGGUGUUUGGGCACCCCUCCUAAUUUAAGUUUUCCCCACCCCUUCCUGUCAAGGCCACACACUUGCUGACAGACGCACACUCUCAUAUACACUUACAAACAAUGACAUACACACACUCUCACUAAUUUGACGCACCUCCAAAAGGGUAUUGUGAUGGUCACCCCUGGAGUAGUCGGGGUAUUUACCUCCUAGAUGUCCUUUUCCCCAAUCUGGAAGGGCGCUGUGGAGUACCAAUACGACAUCCUAGUAGAUUGCUAUGAGGAGCAAGUUCCUUAAAGCUCUGAAAAGAGCUAGUGAUUAAAGCAGGUAUAGCAUUUCCCUACAACACGAGACGAGGCUGCGAGUUGAGGGUAAGAAGGUCUGAAGGUUAAUUGAACAACUUGAGUUUUUAUACAGUUUUUCCCCACAAGGUUGAUGCCCAGGUGGACCUUGUGGGGCACAGGACACAGAAUUAACAAACCAAUAAAAACAGAGUCUUACAUGCAGACACUCCCUUACAGUGUACACAACCCCUCCCCUCUGUUUAGGAGAUAAUUGAUUUAAUUACUGUAUCAACUCAAUUAUCCCCAAACAAAAAAAUACAGUUUUUACCCAUUUUCUGAAAACACUCCAAAAACAUAUGGGAACCUCACAAAUAUUACAUCCCCUGAAAGCCCUGAUCUGGGUGAACAACAUAUCUAAAAAAUCAUCCAGAUCAGAGCAGGGGUUCAGAAAUUUUAUGGAAGUCUCUUUUGACCGACCACACGCAUGUUUAUAUGCCCAAAAUAGUUCCAGAGAAUUAGGCUAUGCGGUCGGUCUAUUUCCAAUAAUUAAAAUGUACUUUGAAUGUUCGAAAGGGACUGUUCGUGCACUAAGUCAAUGUCAGAGUGUGUUCGGUAGAUUACUUUUACUGAACGGCACUCUGUUCGUAUGGAUUUAGUUGAAGUUAGCUGGAGGUGGAAGUUCUAGCGGUGUUCGUGCCGUCGAGUGUCCGAUUUUAGUUCCAUGCACUCGACAACAAAACACCAAUGGCCGCGUUCAACUAAACAAGAUGGCCACCGCCACAUGUUCGAGUAUAUGAACGGCGACCACCCAGCCGUUUGUCAAAUUAAGGCUGCGGUUAACCACAGCUUUUGGGAGGUUAACAAGCAGCACACUUCCAAUUAUGGGUGGUGCGGUACUUCGGCUGUUCGGUUCAACGUGGCAUUGGUAAAAGUCCCAGCUGGCAGAAAUAAUGUCCUAGGACCAAAUAAGUCACAGGGGUUAUAGUUCCAAGGUAAAAGAUGGUCAGUUAGUUCUCUACAUAAUCUAGGGGCGAAGUGUCCUUUGUUACAACAAAAAGGGGGAAACACUAUAACAAAUGCAGCAAGGGGAAACACCAUAACCACUGAGAAUACAGAGGGCUCCUGUUACAGGUAUGAGUAACCAUUUAACACUGUGUCACUGUUUAUAAAACUAACAGGUUUAUUUAAUAAAGUAAAAAUGCAAAGUGAAAUUUAAGACCAGAGCAUAGCGGACUUAGAGAAAUUUUCCAGUUUGGCUAUUUUGUCCUUAAAGGAAUAGUAUAGGCACCAAAACAACUUUAGCUUAUUGAAGCUGAUUUGGUGCAUAGAUUAUGCCCCUGCAUUAUCACGGCUUAAUUUCCAUUUACGAGUUAAAUCACUUUGUUUAUGCAGCCUUAGUCACAUGUACUUACAUGUGACUUAUACAGCCUUGCUAAACACUUCCUGUAAAGAGAGAUCUGAUUUAAACUUCCUUUAUUGCACAUUCUGUAUAAUUUAGAAUUUAUCAGCUCCUGCUCGAUUGAAAACAAAGCCAUUUUUUUAAUGUAGGCUGUAUCAGUCACAGCCAGGGGAAGUGUGGUUAGAGCUGCAUAAACUGAAACAAGUGAUCUAGCUUCGAAAUUGUAUGGAAUUCAGCAUUGAGACUGCAGUGGCAUGAUUAUACACCAAAACUGCUUAAUUAAGCUAACGUUGUAUUGAUGCCAACAGUAUCUCUUUAACCCCUUAAGGACACAUGACAUGUGUGACAUGUCAUGAUUCCCUUUUAUUCCAGAAGUUUGGUCCUUAAGGGGUUAAAUCUUUCUUCGAAUUACCACUGUAGGAAAUAAACCACAAAUUUAUAUUUUGGAUAUAUGUUAAUAGGAAUUGUCACUUAAAAUCUAUAAAAAGAAGAGUGAGCUUUGGGAGUGAAUUCAGGAAAUCUAUGGUUGCAGUUGUGUUUUACUAAGUUAUGGAUCUAUAUUUAAUUAGUAAAAAGAAAGCCGUUGAGAUCUAUUAAAAAUGCAAGAAUUACUGUUUUUUGACAUGGAAAUGUGGUAAUUGCUGUUUCAAAAAGUAUAAAAAUAAUCUUGACCUGAUCAGUUCAGUUUAUAAACUACUUUUCUUUUGCAGAAUCAAAUCUUGAUCACUGUGGCUUUCGCGGCUCAUCAUGUUUGGGAUUGCCCUUUAACCCUUCAAAGGUAAAUUAGGAUGUACAUAACACGACUUUUUACUUUACUUUUAUUAAAAAAGAAAACAUAAAUGCACAUUUUGUUUUUGUUUUUUGUUUUGUUUUUUGUUUUAUGUUAUACGUGUAAAUGUUAUGCACUGAUAGAUGUUGCCCACAAAUUAUUGCUCUGAAUCCAGACAGUUUUAGAAACAUGUAUAAAUUUAAUUCCACAUGUAGUUUCCUAAGGUAGUCUACUAUUUAUAAGGCAGUGUAUAAAUAUUUUGCCAGCAAAUUGGGCUUGAAAUACAAUAUUGUCUGUGGAUAUAAAGUGCAGACCGUAAGAGUUAAUAAUUAAAAAAUAUCUAAAAUCAAAAUUGAAAUACCUAUUAUCAGCAAAUCAAACCAGUUCUAUUGCAGAAGGACUGAAAUCAAUUUUUAUAUCCAAGGCAACAGAGCUGGAGUCCUACUGGCCUCCCAAUCGGAGGAAAAAUAGCAAGUUUUAGAAUCUUACUUGCUGGACGAAAAAGGGUGGUAAAUUCUUAAUCUUUAAUUUAUUGCAAAUUAGCUUGCAAAUUUUCCUAUAAACUGUAUAAUCUGAGGGAACAACCAGGAGUGUAUCAGCCCACAUAGAAGACGAUUAAUACCUUGUCAUCCGUAGAGUUACCACAGUUAUUCAGGGAUGAACUUCUGGCCGCGUUUUCAGCCCUCCUGACUCAUAAGGCACCAGGCAUUUAUUACCAUAAAUCGUUCCAUUUGCUUGGUUCUUACCUCCUUAAAGUAUUCAAUUCUAGCACCUCUGGGGGGGGUCAUUGCCGGGUAAAAUGCUUAAAGCGCAUAUUAUUCAUUUUACCCAAGUGCGUAAGAAUCCCACUAAAUGUGCUAACUUUAGACCCAUAUCUUUCGAAUUGUGACAUAAAGCUGUAAUCUAAACUGAUUGCUAAUUAAUUAUCCACUAUCAUUCCUUCCAUAAUUCAUAACGAUUAGACAGGUUAUGUUAAAUCCAGAUAACUCAAGAUCUCUCCUUACCAUCAAACAGACUUUGCAACUCCACUCUCUAGUGGGGAUGCUAAUGGCCUUUGACACAGAAAAGGCCUGUGAUGGGCCUAAUUGACACCACAUGAAACUAGUCCUCCAAUGUUUCAGCUUCCCGUGUGCAGCCAUUGCGACCAUUAUGUUGCUAUAUGCUGUUCCUCCCAUACAGAUCUUAUAUGCAGAGUUCACGUCGGAACCAUUUCACAUUACUAAUGGGACCAGGCACAGGUGCCCGUUGUCACAGAUUCUCUAUAUUUUAGCCAUUAGCCCAGGUCAUGACAAGGUCAUGGGGCUUGCGUGUGAAGCUCACACUAUUUUUUUACGCAUGACAUCCUGCUCAUUACUACUAACCCUUUUUGAUCACUGCCAGCGCUACACAAGGUGCUGAUGGGGUUUGGUAAGAUUUCUUAUUAUAAAUUGAACACCCCAAGACCCAAGUGCUGUCCAAAAAUAUCCAUCUCCAGGAUGUUCAAAUGCUACAGUAUACACUUAUUACUUAAGACGGAACAGUAUUAAGUAUUUUGGGGGGUCAACAUAGUGAAGUCCAUAGAAGAAACUUUAAUAAUAGUAAUAAAUCGUACAACCCUCAGCUUAUUCAAACGGGGAAAAGGGAUUUUCAUUUCAGGAAACAUUUGCAUAUCUCCUGAUUCAGCAGAAGUAGCACCCUUAAAAUGGUUCUUUUACCUAAAUUAUUAUACGUAUUUUGCAUGCUUCCCUUGCUAUUUGCAAGGUUUAUUUAGGGACAUAGGUGUCCGAGAGUUGUUAGUUCCAUCCUAUUACUUUGAGUGAAUAAUGGAGGUCUGAGAGUGCCUAAUGUCAAAGAAUACUACAAUGCUAGAAUCCUGGCACAGGCUAUUGGGCUGCUCACACCACAUGGGGAAGCACAGUGGAUAGACAUUGAAUUUAAUUCCCAUUCCCCAUGCACCCUCACCGAUUGGAUGUUGUUAAAUUCUUCACAAGUCUAUACUUCAUUCCACUGCUAAAUUAUCUGGGUAACUGUGGAAUACAUUUCUUAAAGAGUGUGGAGUAGUGCAAUACAUUCUUAUUCGUGCGCCGCUGGGUGCUCUGUGGGCACUGUUCACUUAUAUACGUUUGGGGUCAUGGGUGGAAAAUCGUAUCACCCAAAUAUCUGUUACUCCGCAACAUUCAGAUGACUCCAAAACCAGAACUAGCGGUUGCUUACAGUAUCACCUACCUUCAAUUUAAAUGUAUUAUUAUCCAGCACUUGGCUCCACUUUUAGUUGCCCUUAAGGGGAGGCCCAUGCUUUUCCCAUGCUGGUACUGGGGCAUUGUAUGGGUACACAGAGAAGGCGGAAACUCUUAUCCAUUUAUAAUGGUUUUCAUUUAGCUUUUCAUGAGCUUACUAUAACUACAUGUGCAAAUGAGAAGAGGAUUUGCAAGUACAAUUUUUGUUAAGGGAUUGCCACCUUAUGCUUAAUGCUCUGUGCAAAAAAUUACUAAAUGUACAAACCACUUAGAAAUGCACAACAAAUUGGUUAUGAGGUGGUAUAUGACGCCUUCCAGAGUCCGCAAAAUCUUUUCAUCCCUGUCCUCACAGUGUUGGUGCUCUGGUUCUGAACUUCGUACCUUAAUGCAUAUUUGGUGGGCCUGCCCCUACAGUUGGUCAUAAAUAUGAAAUUUAAUGAAGAAGGUCUAUAAUCUGGAUUUGCCACAGUUCCUAGCGUGCUAUCUGUUAUUGAUGAUACCUGAGAUUCUCCCAGUUGAUGCGAGGAGAUUGAGUAUAUGCAUUCUACUAGCAGCACAGUUGUCUAUAGCAAGAGCGUGGAAGUUCACUAAGCUACCGGAGAUACAGGAAAUAACUCAGGAGGUUAACAGUACAUACAGGAAGCAACUACAUUGAAAUAAGUAAUUUCAAGUAUAUAUUCUCUGAUGUAUUGGUGGGCACCAUGCUCAGUGCUCUUACCACCCUCCCACCUCCCUUCCCACUCCUGCACUUUAAACAUCUUCACUCACCAUGUGGCAAUAUUUUAACCUUUAGUGUUGUCUCCAGCAUAAAUUACAUUCAGAGAGGGAAUUUUCAGUUGCUCUUGUUGAAAUUGAAUCAGUUGCAUUGCCCUGCUAUAAAAGGUAACUCUUUCAUUAUUUAUGGAUGGAAAUACCCUGAAAUCAAAGCUGUUAGACUGCUCUUUAUCAUUUUAUCAUUUGUCUUCUUUUUUUAUUUUAUUUUUUAUUUCACAUUUAAAGUGUUACGCCAAGCACCAUGAUUACUUUGAUGAUUUGAAAUGGUCAUAUUGCCUAGAGUCUGUAUGCGCAGCAUUUUGUUAUGAAAGUUUUGUUUCCUGUGCCACUACUAACACCAGAGAGACGAAAGUUCCUAAGCAGUGCAGGCCUUAGCUUAUUGUCUGAGAACAACAACAGAUUUCCCUGCACUGCAGAGGGGGGCUCUAGACCACCAAUGGUACCUUAACCACUACAGUAACAACAAUGGUGUUUAGAGUGUUCACUUAAUGUUAGGGCUGGCCAACUGUCAUAAUUGCGACCUGUAUGGCUUUUAACUGUUUUUCUCCUCCAAGGUAUUGCAAAUGGGGCAUGUUCAGUCUUUUUUAGUAGCCACUUAGUCACAAACACUGGCCAACGUUAGCCUUCAUAAUUGUUUUUUGCAUUUUUAACACACCAACAAAUAUAAAUGCUAACUUUGGCCUGUGUUUGUGACUAAGUGGGUACUAGAAAAGAUUGGACAUACCCCAUAUUGAAUACCCAGGGUUGUCUUCUUUAAAAAAAAAUAUGUACAUGUGAGGUGUGAUUCAGAGAUUUAUGACAGAUAACCGUGUUACAUUAUGUGACUAUUGAUAAAUUUUUAAAAUAUAUAUUUUGAAACAGCAAUGUCCUACUUGUAUUUAUAGCCCUAUAACGUGCAAAAAAAAAGCUAAGAACAUGUUAACAUUGGGUAUUUCUAAACUCACGACAAAAUUUAGAAACUAUUUAGCAUGGGUGUUUUGGCGGUUGUAGAUGCGUAACAGAUUUGGGGGGUCAAAGUUAGAAAAAGUGUGUGUUUAAAAAAAAAAAACAACAAAAAAAAAAACCAACAAAUAUUUAAUCAUAUUUUAUAUAAAAAAAUAAAUAAAAAUUUAUAGUAAAUUAUAUGAUGAAAAUAAUGGUGUCUUUAAAAAGAACAUUUAAUGGCGAGAAAAACUGUAUAUAAUAUGUGUGGGUACAGUAAAUGAGUAAGAGGAAAAUUACAGCUAAACACAAACACCGCAGAAAUGUAAAAACAGCCCUGGUCCUUAACGGUAAGAAAAUUGAAAAAUGGUCUGGUCACUAAGGUCUGGUCCUAUGCAAAAAGCUACAACCAACAGAGUACAUGUAAAUAAAUAAUUUAAAAGAAUACUUCAAGCAAUUUAACCUUUACAGCUAUAAAUGGCCUUUUCUCUUUGCAGGGACAUGGAUUGUAUCACCCCUAUGACAGUGGUCACAUAGCAAUGACAUACACUGCUCUCUCCAGUUUGCUUAUACUGGGGGAUGAUUUUAGCAGAGUAAAUAAACAAGCCUGCCUUGCAGGUCUGCGAGCGCUCCAGCUUCCUGAUGGCAGGUAUGUAUGUACAGUAUUUUAUCAUUUUAAUUAUGGCAACACCAUGUUUUCUGUUAGUGGAAUUCAUUUGGGAGGACAGUUGCAAUGUAUUUUUGUGUUUAAUUUUUAUUUUUCCUGUUGAAUUGGUACUUUUACGUUAAAAUUGAGUGACAUUUACAUUUGCACAGAAUCAGAAUUGAAUAUCAGAUGCCCAUAGGCACAAAACAGUGGAUGGCAGUGACCACAGUGGAUAGUGUCAAUGCUUUGUCAACUUCAGGUUCCAGUCCAUCUUUUGCUCCUGGCAGAAGUUGAGCAAUACUGGUCUACACAUGCACAUGUGUGUGGGUAUAUAACUGGGGUCUAUGUAAGAGACUAGGAUUCUUCUUUAAGAGAAAAUUUGGUAUAAAAAUUACCUCCUAUUAUUAAAGUGGCUCUGUCAUCAUCUCGGGUCUUUGCAUAUUUCACAAGGAACUAAAAUGGUGACUGCCUACCUGGAAGAUGUUUUACUUACCUGAAUCUGUCCCUCGUGGCUACCACCUUGGUCUUCCUGUUAGUCCUCUUCAGCUUCGUGUGCUUCAUAUGCCAGUAACCUAAGUCAGUGUUUUACUCUCAUGCAUGUGUGUAGAGUAAAACACUGAGAUCUAUAAAGGGAUCCAGCGAAGCUGUGGGAGCCUCCAUAAACAAGCCAACUUGGUGGCGGUAACUCUGCCAAUUUGUCAGAUGUAGGAAGUAGUCCGUACUUUGUCUUUUGUUUAAGUUGUGGCUGUCAAUGUGAGUAGUUCAUAAAGAUUUAACUUUAUAAAAUACUAAUUUUGAAGGGAGGGGUGGCAGAGCCGCUGCAAUGCAUUAUAAAGAGAAUGCAUACAAUAAAAACGUAUUUUAAGUUACCUUUUAUAGUUUCCCUUGGUGCACUGUUUAGUGAGUCGGCCUCAAAACUUGGAUAUAAAUUUGGUAGAGCUGGCUAAUUGAAGGAGGGCAGCGUAGCACCUCACUUAUAAUUUGCAUUUCUCAGAUCUCAUAGUUCUUCAUCUACCCAUCAUUUCAUUUUAGGAUAAAAACAUAAUGCCUUUUUUCUACCCUUGUAUGUAAUUUUGCUUUAUGUUUAACUCUUCAAUGACCGUUCAUUUUCUUGUCACAGUGUAAAAGUAUUUGUCUGUAAACCAUGAAUGGGGUCAAUCUUCUGUUUAGUAAAGCAUACAAUAUAGCAAGAGUUUGAUUUGCAAAGUACACAAAUUCAUGUUUAUAUUCUGUUUGCUAAUAUGGAUGUGUAAGCAGGAUAUUCUUUUUUUAAUGCGCUUUUUAAUGAAAUGUAUUUCUCUUUUAGUUUCUGUGCCGUACCCGAGGGCAGUGAGAAUGACAUGCGGUUUGUGUACUGUGCAUCCUGCAUUUGUUAUUUGCUGGAUGACUGGUCAGGAAUGGACCUGGAAAAAUCUAUUGACUAUAUUAGAAGAAGUACGGUAAGGAUUAUGACAAAGCACAAAUACUUACAUUUAAGUACUAGCACUUGUCAUUCUAUUCUCCUUUGUAUGGAAGUAUGUUCUGGAGGAUUGACACUGAAAAUCCAUUCUACUCUUGGAUUCAGUAGUGCUGGGAGCCUCUGUGAAUUGUGUUUACUCCCAUAUACUUUUGUCAUUUUUUAUGAAAUUAACUUUUUUACUCACAGAACAUUUAGAUUCGGGUUGCUCUAACAAACUGAUCACAUUUAUUACAGAGACUUUGUCACUGAAGUCUUGCUCCCAUUAUGUAAUUGCCAUCCUCUUGGUUUAAAGUGAAAUUCCAAGCUCCAUAACCACUACAGUUUAAGGCUUUUCUGCUGAGCUGACACCUGCUCCCACUUUGAAACAUUUUGACAAAACUGGAGGGAUUCGUAUGUCCAAUAUAUCCAGCUUCAAUGCGCUUAUGCUGAUGUGAGUGUCCCUUUAAUGUCCAACAUGUGAUCCUUAACUUGCUUUUAUUAUUCACGCGAUUUCUUCAUCUUCUACUUUGCAUGUCUGUUGGCCAAGUAAAGAUGAAAAUCUCUUAUUUAAAAUAUGUGCAAUGUUACAUUGUUCGAUAUUCAGUUAUGGCAGCAGGACAAUGUGCUUUUGUUGACAAUUUUCAUAAAUGCAGCAAAAUUUGCAAACCACCAAGCCCUUGGUAUAAAGCAGAGAGGCUGUCAUAAUUUGCAACAUUUCUUUUUAUAUGUCGAUUUUUACAUAUAUAAACAGGAAGUUAGUGUGACAGAGAACCUGUCACUUGGGGUGGGGGUCUCUGUAUUUGUUUGUGAAGUCCCAACAUGUCUCCUGGAUGGUGAUACGUCGUAGGAGAACAUAAAAGGGAGAUCUCCUUAACCCUUCUUUUUCACUUUUCUUCUAUCACUUUUUUUAAAUCUUUUCUCAGAAACCCUAAUGAUCAAUAUGGUAAUUAGCUUGUAUGGAAUAUCAUGUUUAUUUUGCAUAUGUAUAUUUUUAUUUGAUGCAAGAUAUUUUAAAGAAUGGAUGUGGCAUUUAGUUCUAGGAGGGAGUUUAUUCUUGGUCUUUACUAUGUGAGUGCCUUGGGGAGAGAUGUUGGGGAUGUGCAUGGAGCAUGCGAUCUGCAUAUGCAAACCACAAUAAUUUGUCACUAAUAACGUGCAGCUAUCGGACUAUGGGGUGAAUGAUUACUGUGGUCUGCACCCACAGGAAGAGCAGAUCUUGUGCUCCUCCGCUGGAUCACCAGGGAUCCAGGACCGCCACUGGACCACUAGGGAUCAUAGCCCUCUCCCUGCUGAUACAGAGUACCACUGCAAACAUCACAUAGAGACAACAUAUGCCACACACAUUACAUACAUUUAGUACACACUACACACCAAUAUUGCAUAUAGUCAGAACACACCUCAUACAGACUCCUUACAUACAGCCAGCACACACCACACACUAUAUCGAGUAAAGAGGGAGAGACUAUUGGGGGGGCGAAGGGGGGACGACAGAGGAUGAGGUACUCAGCAUAAUUCUAAUUUUGAACUGAUUUUUAAAAAUUAAAUCUGAAUGGCAAAUAUGAGGCGAAAUGUCAGUUGCGGCUUGAAUUUUUAUUUAAAGCUUAUAUAUUUAUUAUAUCUUAUAUUCUUGACACAGUUUUAUUUACUUCAGAUUUCAUUUGUGAAAAUGCAGCGUUUAGUGACCCUGACAAUGUCCAGGGCUCUAGGCAGUUUCUCUAUUCUUUUACACUGAAAAUAUUUUGUGUCAGAACAAGUAUAUUGUGAUGACGUACAAGUAGAUUCGACUACCACCAAGGGCGUUGCUAGGUGGCAGAGCAGGGGCUUCAGCCCAAGGAGAAAUUUUAUAGCCCUGCUCAUUUUAUAUUACUGUCCUGCUUAAGCCCCACACUAAACAUGUAUAAUCAUUUAAAUUUAGAUUAUUUUAUAAACCCAUAUUUAGACCAUAGUAAUUUCGCAUGCAGGGAGCAGAUACACAUGGACAUAAUUAAAAGAAUGUACAACAAAAAAUAAGUAGGUGAUCACUAUAGUGAAAUAAGAGUAUAGGCUGCAGUAAACAGUACAAGGCUUCCCAGACCUCGUGAGUGAACAGAUAGCAAGAAAAAUAGCAUAUACUUAUUCUGAGGUCUACUGGGCUAAGCUACCUGAAGACCUAUGUACGUAUAACGUAUAACUCAAACUGGGCGCGGGAUAUGCUAUUUUUCAUUAUUAAAGGAAUGCUCCAAACACAUGUCUAUAGUGUCCCUUUAGCCCCUUAAGGACACAUGACAUGUGUGACAUGUCAUGAUUCCCUUUUAUUACAGAAGUUUGGUCCUUAAGGGGUUAAAUCACUUGUCAGUAAGACCCAAUUUAAAUCAUGAUUUUUGAACUAAAGACUCACUCUUGCUGGUUGUUAUUAAUAUUUGCAACCAGAUAAAUAUUUGAAAAUUAGAAUAGUAACUUUUGAGGUUAGUUUAAUCGUUAUUUCAGGACCGAUUUUUGUUAUAUGCCGUUAGAAAUAAAUAGAUCAGGCGUGUCCAACCCACGGGCCAGAUGCGGCCCUGGGUUUGUAAUGCAGCCCAGUUGCUGCCCAGGUGGCACAGCUUCCUCGCGUGCCCUGCAGUGAGCCGGAAGCUGGGAUAUGAUGUCAGCAUGGCACUGACAUCACUACUGGGCAAGCGAGGGACAUGUGCAGGAAGAGCACAGCGAUCCCAUCGCAGCAGCAACCACUGGCCACCAAGGAGAGGAUCCACUCCAGCCCUCCCAGAGUAAGGUAGGGAGGCUGGGUGGAUGUCUUAAUUACUAAAUGUGGGUGUAUGACUGUGAUUUUUGUGUAUGCCAGUAACUGUGUGUGGGUCUGUGAUUGUGUUUGUGCAUGUCUAUGCUGUCCUACAUAUGGAGGGCUUUAACGGCAUUAGGGCGGCAUAGCAUGCCAUAACGAUCCUCACAUUAUACUUGCUCUCCUUGUCAGAUGCGAUUGGGGGGACGACUGCCUAACAACCCUGCAGCCAUUAAUGCCUCCCGAUCAGAGUCAUUUUAUUCUAAUUGUAUUUUGAUUGAUAUAUAUUCUACGCUUAUAUUUAUGUAUUUUUUGCAUAAUUAUGUGAUUUUUAUUAAUUCUAUAUUGUGGACCUGAAUGACAACCCAGGCAGAAAGUCUAGAGAAUUUAAUUUCCAAGCCUUUAUAUUUGACCCUGUAACUUUCCAAAACCCCAUAAAACCUGUGCUGUUGUACUCGUUUUGCAUCUCUGAACACAAAUAUAAAUGUUUUCGAGCAGUAAACCAUACGACAAUGGUGUUAUUGCUGAUAAUACAGGUUUUGUGUGAAAAAUAUGAAGAGGAAGUUUGUCCAAGAUUUGUUACAAAGUGGCUACUAAAAAGACCGGACAUAUCCCAUUUUGAAUACCCUAGGUUGUCUACUUUUGCAAAUAGUAUGUUUUAUGAGGGUCAUUUUCAUUCCUUGGCUGCAAUACAGUCUCAUAGGCAACAUAGGCCCAGCAAACCAAUCUGGCAAAUGUCAAUGUGCAAACCAACUGAAAGGGGGAAAGCUCUAUAUAUUUACUCCUGUAACUUUUCCCAUAAACCCUGCAUAUGAUGGGUACUGCUGUACUCACGAGACAUCGCUGAACACAAAUAUGGGUAUUUUAUUGCAAUAAAAGCUAACAGUAUUAUGACAGUCACCGUUAAAAUGUCAUGCAGAACUUUCUCACAGUUUUUGUUAUUCAGAUUAAAUUGUUUCAUAUAUAAACAACAAAAUGAUAUAUAAUAAGUGUGGGUGCACUUAAUAUGAAAGAGGUGAAUUAUAGUUCAACAGACUUAUAGUUCAAAUUCCAGGUUUUUGUUUUGGUUAGAACUUGUUCAAUUGCCUCUGUCCUUAAGGGGUUAAUGAUGCUGCUGGAGUUGGAGUUAUAUCUCUGACAACAAAUUGCAGUUUCUCUGUAUGUGGAGCAUUUUAAGCUGAACUGAAUAUGUACAGACUCCAAGUAACAAGAUCUCUUGUUACUCAAACCAGUGAAGUGGUUAUGGUACUUGGAGUAACCCAUUAACAAUAUCUUUAUCGGUGUCAAAUGGAACAGAUUUUUCUACACACACACACACACACACACACACAUUUAUGAAGUGGCAUUUCAAAAUCUAAAAGUAAUUUAACUGUAUUUAUUUUAACCAUUUAGAGCACUAGACAGACUUACUUGUGGGGCUUAUUCUGUUAAAGUCAUAAAUUAUAUUAUUCAAGACGAUGAAUGGGUCUAAAACACAAUGAAAGGAAUAUUGUGCCUUCAAAUGUCAUAUUUUUUUUCCCAAAACCAAAUAUAACUCUUACUUGAAGUUAUUGAAUAUUUAAAUAAUUAUAAUUGGCUAAUUAUAUAUUUUUGGUUUAUUUCUUAGUCUUAUGAGAAUGCACUGGGACAGGGCGCUGGAUUAGAAGCUCACGGUAAGAUUACAAUUUUUUUUUAAAUUAAUUUAGUUUAAGCCUUUUUUAGAAUUGCACUAAAUAGCCACUAUUCUUACAGCUAACUUGUUUUAGCUUUUUUGAUGCAUAGCCCGCGCGCAAUAAAGGACGUUUAAUCAUUAGAUUUCUCUUUAUUGAAUAGUGAGUCUGCAGGGGCAUGGUCUAUACACCAAAACGACUUCACUAAGCUUACAGCCCAGCCACUUUGCCUGCCACUUGCCUAAUGCUGAAGUGAAAACCUGCAUUAGCCAAUCCAAUUUCAGGCGGCAGUGAUGGGGUGGGAGUGACUAACCAGGUGAAAUAUACCGGGUACCAGGUAGCAUGUAUGCAUCUCACCAUAUUGGGUUAGUAUCAAUAUGGACACUAAUUGUGGAACGCAUUUUUAAAAGACAGAGCACAUCAUUUAGCCUUAAUAAUUAGGAACUGGCUUAAAUGUUCUCAAAUAGGAUGACUUUUCAGUUCAGGAUGGAUACUUUUUAAGCUGUGUUCUAAUUCCUUUAGUACUGAUUUCCAUGGUAUUGGACAUGUCUUUUGCAUGUUUAGCUUUCAUGAUUUUAAUUUUGGGAAUGUUUUCUUUGGUCUGUGGCCAUGAAUUUCCCAGUGAAGUAGAUGAAAUCUGGAAUGUGAUCUUUUUGUCUGCCAAAUAGCCCCAGUAAUUUAAUCUGCCCAAAGUUGGAAGUGACAGGCUUUCUCUGUACCACUAUUUCAAAGGACUUACCUAAUUUUAGCAUAACUUUGUUGUUUGUCACACUUGAAUAUGUACAAAAGGGCAAACUUUUAUACUAAAAAUAAUAUCGUCUUGUGAGAAUUAUUCGUAGAAUAUGUAUUUUUUUUAGUUAUUUUUUUUUUUUGUAAAUGCCUGUUUUCAUUUUUCUCACUGACUGUACUUGGACAGAGGAUGCAUAUUUUAGGGUUUCACUGUUUAGUACAUUAUUUUUGGUGUGAAUUUUUUUAUGUUCUUGAAUUAUUUAUUUUUGAAUUCUAAAAGAACCCAACAAGACCUUAAAGGUUUACUCCAACCAUUGUAAGAACUAUAGCACAGUAAGAGUAGAAAUACCCUUGUUUCAUUCUUUAGCAAUGGUUUGUCCUCUUACCUGAGCUCCCACCAUGCACAGACUCUCCUCUCAAGUCAGGUUUACAACAUCUGGCUUUUGCAGAACUGCAGAUGCCAAUCUUGCGGCUCAUUCAUUAGUCGAGAGCAUCAGCUGAUUGCUUUCUACUAAUGAAUUAAAUUCUGUGAUAGAAAUAUGCACAGAAUUGACAUUAUGGCUAAUGACGUCCCACUGAUGCUGUCAAACAUGGAAGGGGUUUAAACUCAGUAUGUACAGUGCAAAACACUGCACAUACAGACUCCAGGCACCACUACCACUUUAUAACACUAAAGUGGCCAUGAGUAACCCUUUAACACUUUUAGUAUGAGUAUGCAUGUUUGUAUGAACUAAGGUGCCUCUAAUAUCAGGAUAGCACCCAGGACAUUAAUGUUACAGACUUCCUGAGAUUAGUUCAAGUUACAGCUGAUUCCAUUUUUUGAGCCUGUGUUUCGAAAGUGAUCUAAGAAAAGAAGGUCUGGAUAGGCAGACAGUGUGUGAUUUUUUUUUUUUUUUUUCUAUCUUCUCAUGCAUGUCAUUUAAAGGGACACUCCAGUGCCCAAAUGCAAGUAAAAAGAUACAUUUUAAAAAUUACAGUUUAGUAGAUAUAUCCCAGAUGAAAACAUGCAUAUAUUUAAUUGUUGUUUUUUUUUUUUAUUAUUGGAAAAGCAGCAGACUUCUUGUCUAAAGCUUUGCCAACUCUCUUCUAACACAAAGUUUCUGUGGUUGUCCAAUCACACACUUCCCAAUGUAGCAUAAUGAGUCAUUACAAGGCAGGUACUCUAGGCAAUGUCUGGCUCUUGAGUUUAGUUUCACUGAGCUAAACAACCAGGAAGUAUCUGGAUCAGUUAUGUAACUGGCAGCCAGGGAGUGUAACAAGGCUAAUUUAGAAAUGCGCCAAAAGUGCUUCGGAGUUCUGAAGUGUCCCUUUAGGAGAAGGGAGUAUAAUUUCUUUGACAUACCAAAUGCAAAAGGAUAUGCCCAAAACGGGGAAAAAUAAUAAAUAAAAGAACACAUAAAUUAAGAGAGACAAUGCUCCACUUACUCCAUGGAAGACACCAGGUUAGGUGGCUCCAAUCCUAAAUAGUCAAAUGAGGCAGUUCUGUUCAAAACGGCAAAAACAAGCGAUCACCACGAUAAGGAAAAAUGUGUAUAUUGAAGGUACCAGUGAUGAACAGGGGGGGGAGGAAUUAAAAUAUCUCCUUACAUGCUUCAGACACCGUGGCUAAUCAGGGGUAACCAGCCUUUAGCUCUCUGAAUAUUGAUAUUGAAUUAAUCAGGUUUGGGGUUUGUUUGUUUUUAUGUGUUGUUUUUUGUUUUUUGUUUUUAAUUUAUGCUUUUUGUGAGGUAUUCAUGAUUAUUGCCGGUGAUGAAGCUCCAACUUACUUGACUUAUCCUACAGCACAGUGGAAAAUACAUUUACUGAUGUGCGUGCAAUUUUUUAUUUUAUUCUAUGCAUUUAACAGGAUUCUUAUUUUAUAAAUGCUGUUUUUUUAAUUUUGGGGAACAGGUGGCUCUACGUUUUGUGGUAUUGCUUCUCUUUGUCUAAUGGGAAAGCUGGAGGAAGUGUUCUCCGAGAAGGAGCUGAACAGAAUUAGAAGAUGGUGCAUAAUGAGGCAACAAGAUGGAUUCCAAGGCAGACCAAACAAACCUGUUGACACGUGUUACUCAUUUUGGGUUGGAGCAACUUUAACGGUAAAUCACAGAAUGUAAAUGGGGGAAAAAAAAUUAUUAUUUUUUUUUUUUUGAAAAUCCAUUGGUAAUUAUGCCUGCUAGUGUAUAAUAUAUACUCUCUCCCCCCAAUGUCCCCUAAAUUUCACCGUCCCACAGUAAAUAUGUUUUUGUAUAGUUUGACAAUUUACCUGGGUCCGACCAGGCACUCAUGGCUGCAUUUCCUAAUACCAGUUUGCUUCUGCAGGAAAAUCCAGUUAACUCUACAGAGCUAUCCUGGGCCUUGCAUGACCCUGCUUACUGGUUUAGAUUGUGAAGUUCGUGCUUUAGAAGUUUUAUUUCCUGUUCGGUUAAAUAAACUCAAAUCAGAAGGCAGCUGCAGGCAAUUAACAGGAAACAAAAGCACCUACCUUCAUUAUGUUUCCAUAUUAAGGGUGACAGCACUUCUUCUUGAUGCUUCUACUGAUACAUUUGGUACGCGUGCAUGCAUUCUUUAAGCCUCACUCAUCCUCAUUUAUACUCCAGGAAUGAUUACCAGCCUCUAGAGCAAGGGUGCCCAGUGGGUAGAUCCCCAGUUGUUGUAGAGUUACAACUCCCUUGAUGCUUUGCAUGCCUUUAGAAUGACAAAGCAUAAUGGAAUAUGUCAUUUUAAAACAGAAAAACUCUAAAGGGACAAAUUUCUCGGGCAGAAGCCACUAGUCACUCAUUUUAUACCCCGCAAAUGAGUUGAAAAUGUCCACUAACCCUCUUCUUCCAAACAAUGAAUGAGGUUAAUUGGGUGAUACCAUUUCUACAGUCAACGAGGAGUGAAACACCUCUACCAUUUUACUGUUAGCAUUCCAGAGAAUGAUCAAAAUUACAAUAACACAUUUUAAAUACCUUUAUUUUAGAAAUAUAAGAUUAAAGUGUAUUUAAUGCCAACAUUUUCAGUAAGCUGUACUGCUAGUAAUGCCUUCAGGACCCUUACCAAUACCUAUAAGCAAGCUAUCAAACAUUUUUUUUUUUUUUGUGUCAAACUUUAUUUUUGUAGUACGUUGCCAUGACAAAGCAAGAAAACAAGAAUACAAUAUGACAAAUUACAAUAAUUAGUAAUAUGAAAUGUCGAUGAUAUGCACUAUUUUUGUUACUAGAAAAAGCAUCAAGAACUUAGUUCUAUGUAAAUAGAGUGAUUAAAACAUGCUGAGGCAUAGAACUUUGAGCAAACAUUAAGAUAGAAAUAAACCACUGGGUCCAAAGAUUUAAACUAUGGUAGAGAUAUCACUAAAAACAAAAUAUCAAGAGCAUUGCAAGCUAGGUUCAGAGUGUGGCCGUGAACAUACAGCCUAUCUGCUGGCAGAGUAUUAGUCGGUCAGCCGAUUCCUAAUGAGUGAGAGUCCAUGUCUUUGCCAUUGUCUGCCCUCUCGAUGGAGUCCCUCAGUAGUGCCUAAACACACAAGCCGCUCAGGAACAUCCCCAACAAGCAAACCUCCCGGCCUCCAGCCGGAGCUCUGGUCUGCAGUCCGCAGAGCUCAUGUAGUUUGGAAACCUGAGUGAUAGGCCUCUGAGACCCAGAGGCUGUGCCGGGAGCACGCACGCCCGCCCGCCUGUCUGGUGUUGGGUCGAAUUGAAGCAGGUGUGGGGGCCAAGGAGGUAUGGAACAGACUGCCACCGCCACAGUCUCCUGCGCCUGCUCCUCCACAGCACCCACUUGGGAACACUUGAGGGAGACCCACUGAAGCUACAGCGUUCAGCUAGACCGAUCUCAGUGUCCCUGAUUUUACCUGCAGGAGUGGAGGUAAAACCACAUUACUUAAAUAUAUAAAACCAUGUAAUUAGGGGUGGGGAGGAUUAAGAUUAGGUUAUACUGACUGGCUUGAGGUCUUGGCUACUUCUGCUCAUUGUGUACACUAUGUGGUGAGGAGAUUCUCGUUAUUAAACACAAUUGCUUUAUAGUUUUUCUGUUUGUGUUUCUUUCUCUCAUUUACAGCUUCUAGACAUCUUCAAGUAUACUAAUCUAGAGAAAAACAGAAAUUUUAUCUUGUCUACACAAGAUCGUCUUGUUGGAGGCUUUGCAAAAUGGCCAGAUAGUCACCCAGGUAAAUGGAUAUUCUUUUCUCUCUCUCUCUCUUUUUUUUUUUUUAAGGCACGCUAUAGUCACCAAAACAACUUUAGCUUAAUUAAGUCAUUUUGGUGUGUAGAUCAUGCUCUUGCAGUCUCACUGCUCAAUUCUCUGUUAUUUAGGAGUUAAAUCACUUUGUUUAUGCAGCCAUAGUCACACCUCCCUGCAUGUGACUUACACAGUCUUCCUAAAAAUGUCCUGUAAAUAGUCCUCUAAUAGUCCACUUCCUUUAUUGCAAAUUCUGUUUGGCUUAGAAUUUCUUAUCUCCUGCUCUGUUAAUAGCUUGCUAGACCUUGCAUGAGCCUCCUGUGUUUUAUUAAAGUUGAAUUUACAUAGCAGGAGAUACUUAUUAAAGUAAGUUACAUCUAAUUGAAAAUAAAACCAUUUUGUUUUCAUGUAGGCUGUGUCAAUAACAGCCAGGGGAGGUGUGGCUAGGGCUGCAUAAACAGGAAGAAAACUGAUCUAAUUCUUAAAUGGCAGUGAAUUGGACAGUGAUACUUCAGAGGCAUGAUCUAUAAACCAAAAUUGCUUCUUUAAGCUAAAGUUGUUUUGGUGACUAUAGUAUCCCUUUAUAUUCCAGUUGGGUUUUGCAAGUUGCUUAACAUUGUUCUCAUAAUUCAAAAUGUUCUCUUAUGGGGGUAGACUGAAAUGCAAUAUUAUAAACCUUUUUUUUUUCUUUUUUUUUUUUCUUUUUUUUUUUAUUACAUCAUGCUCUUUACAUUAUGAAGUUAGUUUAUUUAAGGCAACAUGUCUACAUUAGGUAAAUAUAAACAAUUUUAUUUGUAUUUUCAUAGAUUAAAUUAGUUAGAACAUCUACAUAUGUGUCGCUCGGAAAUAUACAGCUUCAUUAUGUUACCAGAAGAUUGCUUCUGAACCUGUUCAAUGAGAGUUCUUUCACAGUUCUGUUGUUUGAAUCCCAGCACAGUGGCGGAUCUGGGGGGGGUGCAACGGGAGAAAACCGACGGUCUCCCUCUCCUCUGCCAGCACAUGCAGGCGCCAGCCCUGCAAUGUGCCUGCGGACCGGGGAAGGAGAUCAUAGAUUUCCCUCCCCGGUCCGCAGACACUGUGCUGGCAGCCUGGCGGGGGUAGGGAGAGAGGACCCGGGAGCUCAGCCCGCAGCUCCUCCGGGUCCUCCUCUCACGAGCACGGAGCGUUGCCAUGGCAACGCUCCAAAUCUCGCGAGAGUGAACUCUAGCCCAGGAGCACUGCCCCCCCAUACACACACACUGCCCCAUACACACACACACACGCACACUGCCCCAUACACACACACACACACACGCACACUGCCCCAUACACACUUCCCCAGACACACAUACACUGCCCCGAUACACACAUUACCCUACACACAUACAUUGCCCUACACACAUACACUGCCCCCUAACACACACACUGCACCCCUGACAUACACUGCUCACACACUGUCCACUCACACACACACAUUGCACCACUCACACACACCACUGCUCCUAUGCCCUAUGACAGCCCCAUUUCCUAGCAGACCUCAGGUAAGUUGUCAAACUGUUCUUAAACGGUUUGUCUACUUACUCUGGGAGGGGGUCCCGGCACUAUUGGCACCAUAACCACUACACUGAGCUGUAGUGGUUAUUGUGUAUGGAUUAUUUAUUUAAAUAAUCUACAAGUGCCCCUCCUGAGAUCAGGCUCUGGAUCCGCCACUGUCCCAGCAUGCCUAGGACGCAGGUUUUGUAGUGUGAAAUGUUAAUAUUAAAAUUUGAUACAUACACCCAUUUUCUAGCACAGCAUGUAAAUAUAAUUUAAUUUUAAAUGUAAUUUGUUUGCAUGCUAGAUAUACUGUAACUAUACCGGCCUUAAUUUAUUUGUAAUGUCAUCUGCCUUAACUACAUGUUUUCAGAUGCAUUGCAUGCCUACUUUGGGAUCUGUGGCUUAUCUUUGAUGGGGGAAGCAGGUAUUAAAGAAGUCCAUCCAGCUCUGAAUGUAAGCCUACCUACAUAUAAACAUCUUCGGAAGCUCCACAACUCAUGGAAAUUAAAGGACUAUGUAAAACAUUCAGAUGACCGGCACAUCUGUACUUGACUGACUUCCCGCAGUAUUGCAUUGAGAUGCAGAAUUGUAGCCUCACUUUUAAAGCCAUGUAUUAACCAAGUGUGCUUUUUCGUACUGGAGUCAUUUGAUCAAAGUGUUUUUGUCACUUCCCUGUACAGCAGCCUUCAGCCAUUUCUCCUUGUACCUCAAUAAAAUGUUUUGUAUGUUGACAUUACUUAUAACCCAUUAGUUCUUUGUGGAUAGCUAUUCAAUAUCUACCUGAGAUUUCUAGAAUAGAAGGGACACUACCAACAAUUAAGUUUGCAGAACACAAGCACCGAACAUACAAAUAGAGGUUUCCUUUACCAUAAUCACACAGAAUAUCACAAAAAUAAUUAAUAAGUUACAUCAUCUGCCGCUAUGGCCAAUUGUUUAUGUAUUUUUUUAAUAUUUUUUUUUAAACAAUCCUUAUUUGGACAUGCUUGGCAAAUUUGUUGUAUUUUCCACUUUCAGCUAUAGUCUAAAUAGGCGGCAUCAAUUCGUACAUAAGUGGAAGCCCCCAGCUAACCUAAUCUGCCAAUCUAUAGUGAAUUACUCCCUCCAAGCCCCAAAGUAAUCCUGGGGGGGGUGGGCUACGCCUACUUCUCCAUGCUACUUGCUUUUUCGUCCCAACACUUGUUGGAGUUUCUAUUUACCCUUCCCCCUCUUGUCAACCCAGUCAUCUCAAGUUCAUUAGUUGCUGCUAUCCAUCCUGCAAACAUACAGGGUUAUUAAUUGAAGCGUGAAUUGUCAUAACUGUCAGUUUUUAAGCCACAAUAGACGUAAUGAAAACAUAGCCGACUUGGAGAACUUUUCAAUUUUUAUUCCAGUAAAUUAACACUUCAGUGACUAACUCUGACAGUGAAAAUGAAGUGCUGUUAUGUGGAUUGGUAGAGUUAUCCUAAAACAGGGACAAAAUUGAUAAAUAAUUUUCAACACGGUUUAAAAAAAAAAAAAAAAAAUACUAAAUAUAUAUAAACCCUUUGGUGGUAGUGUCCCUUUAAGAGUUAUUGAAAAUAACCCGUGAUCUAUUUUUUUAAUCUUAAUCUAAUGAAAGGCGGAAAAUGUAAAAUUCUUGAUUGAUGAGUAUUUACUUCCCAGUGCAAAAUAGGAAUAUAAAAUUUUCAAUCUGUUUAUUUUAUUACUUACUAAAACAUCGGUAAGAUUACACUGAAGCCAAGAGAUGCAACUGUAGAGCAGCUUUGUAAGAUGGAAAACUGUAUUAAAACAAUAUAAAAAGGUGUGCCAAUAUUAAUGUGAGCAAAAUUUGUGCUGUGAAUAAAGUAUGAUUCAGUGUAACAGGAUAAUCUUAAAGUUUAUGUGAUGUGUAGAUGCAACUUGUGUUUUUAAUGUUUUUGUCUUAAAUAUGGUUUACUGAGAGCUCUCGUAUUUUAAUUAUAUGAUUGCAAUCUGGUAGUUAAUGCACAUGUGUAAAGAGCCAUUCUGGCAUUAGGUUCUAGGUGUUGUCAUGGAAACCAGUGCAACACUCUUGUUCUUUCAGAUUGUUAAACUAGAAUUUUUUGUCUGACCCUGUACGUCUGCAUUUAUUAAUGAGACUUAAACCUUCACAGCUAGGCUAGCCAACCUGUAGUUCUUCUUCAGCUGUUGAAUUUAAACGCGAAACGAGAUCAAGAAUUUAACAGUUUGAGAGCUUUAGGUUGGUGGCUGCAUCCCUUCCACAGGAGCUGCAUGUUGCAAUAUUUUCAUGAAACACUGCAUCACACAUGCUUUUCUUACACCUCAUUGCCAAGUACUGACUACAGAAUGUGUGCCGUUAGCUGCAGUUUAUUACAAAGACAUAUUGUUUAACCAAAUAAAACAUUGGUCUAUAGUAGUGAUUUAUACUAUUUUUUUUUACAUGCAAUUUAUUGCCCAAUAAAUAAACAGAUCUAAAAGUUGGUUUCUAUGAACAUUUUUUUUUAUUUUUAUUUUUUUAAUUGUUUUAGCAAUAAAACAUGGUGGGAUUUGUGCAUUUUAAAGAUGCAUUUUGGGUGCUGGAAUGUGCUUUUGACAUGCACAAAAAAGAAAAAAUGGAAAAUGAAUGUAUUUCUUAUUCCCUUCUACACAAGUUGCAGGAGUGCAACUACAAUUUGUGAUAUAAAAAUAUAUUUUUCUCUAAAAUGUUAACAGUUUUUAGAAGAGAACUACUAACCUUUCUAGACUUUAAAAUAAAUACUUUCCUUUUAAAGGAUACCCUGAGCUCUUGAAAAUUAUUUAAUUGCGUGUAGAAUUAUUAUAAUUUUAAAAAGCACCAACAAAUUCCAUAGCGCUGUACAAUAGGUGGACUAGCAGACAUGCAUUUGAAACAAGACAAGCUGGAUGCAUAGGAACAGAGAAUAUUGAGGGCCCUGCUCAAACGAGGUUUUGUUCUAGAGGGAGUGGGGUGAAGUGGCACAAGUGGUAAGGGUAGGAUGUAUUUAAUGUAUGUGAAAAAGUAGUUGCCAGACCCUUUAUUUUUUGUGUGAGAAACUCUCAACAAUACACAUUAUUACCAAAUGUGACAAAAUGUUAAAAAUCUUUUUUUAAAAACCACAUUUUGGUAAGUGUACAACUAUUGUCUGAUCAAGCCAUAGCAGCACUGAUGAAUAAGCAUUAACCAUCUAAUAGUUCAGAUAUCAGCUACGUUGAUGCAAAACCCACAAGUGCGCUCCAAGAGCAUACAAUUGUCUUCCAGUAGGGAACAUGCGAAUCUAUGAAAAAGGCCCACACGGAAUAAUAUGCAAAUAUAGUAAUUUUCAAAUAAAGGUGAAAAUGUAUGCACAAUUUAAAGUAAUAUAUAGAUAUUAAAGCACCAUACAAUUCCAUAGCAAUGUACAAUAGGUGGACUAACAGACAUGUAAUUGCAAUAAGAUGAGUUGGACACACAGGAACAGAGGGUGUUGAGGGCCCAGCUCAAACAAGCUUACAUUCUAGAGAGAUUGGAGUAAAGUGGCACAAGAGCCCAUUUCUGAGUAUGAAUAUAUCUAUAUUUUAUAUUAUCGAUGUCUUAUGACAAAAAUAUUUCAUAUUAAAAUGCAACUAUUUGAGUUGUGAUUUUUAUGAAGUAUAAUCAAAUAAUACAUUUGUUAUAGGUUUACUAAUUCAUUCCUAAACAAAAGUGGACUGUGUAAGAAGUGGGCUUUAAUGAACUUGAGUGUAAAUGUUUGUAAGGGAAAAUAGAGAAAGUGAAUUUUAUUUUUAAUUGUUUUUCAAUAAACACAAUUUUAAUCCACAUUCUCACUUGUGCAUCAUGAUAAAGCCCAGGUUCCCUUACCAUGAUUUCUCCUUCACCCUAUUGACCAUUAACUCUUAGCCAUUAUUGAGUGUAUUUUUGUGUUUAAAUUUAAACACAGAAUUUAAAUUCCAACUUAAGGAUUUAUUCCUGAAAAACAGAAUUGAGAAGUGAAUUGCAAAAUGAAAGCCAAAAUAGCAAAAUUUAAACUAUAGUUUAAUGGGAAAAUUUGUAAAACUUGGCUGUUUUGGCCUUUAGUUUGAAAUUCCCUGCAAUUCCCCUUUUCAUGAAAAAGUCCUGCACACUGUCAUGGAUAUUUUUCUUCUGCACAUUUGGUUUUGGGGUACGGGGCAUGGCAUAGGCAGAGUUCAACGCAUAAAAUGGAAGUGGUGAUAUUUCAGGCUAAUGAGCGGUAGCACAUUGAACUAGGGGACAUGGGGUUAGGAGCAAUGUCUGCGUGACACAGUUGGGUUAUGUGAAUUUCAGUUUCACUUUAUUGUAGACAGUUUCCAUUGGUGUCACCUUCUGUGUGAGAGAGAAUGGGGUUUGAAUAAGACUGGAGUUUUUGUGAUAUAUUUCAAGGUCUGAAUGACUUUCAAGGCUUUCGAAACAUAAAAAAAAAAGAAUUCUAUGUGGGUAAUGUACUAUUGAAUGUUAGCAUGGGGGUCCACAAGUAGAUGAUUGUCCUGGGUCCCAUAACCAUUAAAGCCGGCCAAGGUGCAAACAGGAGGUUAGCUACAACCAGCUAAAAUUAUUUCGAUGAGUACCUUUUUUUUUUUUUUCAUUGCAACUAUUUUUAUUGCUUUUUUUAUUACAUAUACAUUUUUUUGAUUAAAUAUUAUAGUUUUUUUUUUAAAGUGCAAACAUUUGAGUUUUUAAGAAGCCAGGAAAACAGCAAAGUUAUAAUUUACUUGGGGUUUGAAUUCUCUCGCUUUUCGCACUCAAUGGUGUGGUGACUUGGAGAUGCAGACAGACUCGUUCCAUAAAGUGCCAUUCAAUUAUAAAAACAAAAGAUGGUAACAUAAUUCAAGAACCAACAAAACAUUGUAAGGACUCAUGUCUUCAAAAAGCAGCAGCACGUGUUGCCAGAAGGAAAAUGAGUCAAAACAUAAGAGCAGUAAGUGCUACUUUUCACAAUGUGAUAGGAAAUGAGAUGUCGGGGUUAAAUGAUGACAUAUUGGCACAUAUGCCCAGACAAUCAUCCCUCAUGAGAAGUCUUCUCUAUCACAGAAUUGACAAUAAUUUGCCUAACCCAAAAACCAUACAUUUGGACAUUCCUGAAAUGUAUAAUCAACCGAUACUUUAUGAUUCAGGUAUGGGCAAUCCAAACAGAAUUCUGGUUUUAGGUGAUAGAGAUCUUACCCUCAAAUUGAACAAAGGUACCAUCUAUGAAGAUGUGACCUUCGAUAAAGUGCUAGAUAUAUUUUACGAAGUGUACACGUUACAUGGCAAGGUGGGUAAUUCAUAUCCACCAUUGUAUUUACAUUUUACUACAAGAAAAGAACAUGGACAACUAUAAUAGAAUGUUUGAAAUAAUGAAGCUAUCAAUUCCAAAUCGAGUACCUCAAAAGGUUUUAGUGGAUUUUGAGAAGGCUUGUAUUAAUGCAGCGAGGAGGUCAAAGGGUGUUAUUUUCAUCUGUGGCAGACUUUUAUUAGGAAAAUCCACAAUACUUGAAGACUGAAUAUGAAACUACUGUAAACAUAAUGAAUUAAUUUUAGGGUGGCUAUGUGUGCCCAACACUCUACUACUGUAUUACAAUCACCUCCCAAAAAGGGUUUUUCUCAGAAGCUGUGUGAUUACCCAUUCCAAUGUAUCCCAAAAGACACCGCCAAUGACAUUAGGAAUAAUGUAGGGAAAAGGCAGUGUUUACAUUAAUGCCUAGUAACACCUCUUGUGGCAAUCAAUCAGGUGGACACUAGAGGUGCUUCUUGGCUCAAUGCUGCACACUGUAUGGAGCUGCUGAACCCUCCCCAUAGAAAUUAAUUGAAUCAAUGCAGCUCUAAGAGGAGAUGCUGAUUGGUGUUUUGCCACAAAAAAGCUAUAUGUGUGCACAAACCACAGUGCAAUAAGUGCUCAACAGAUAAAUAGCAGAAAAAAACCUCCCUGAAUCAGGUAGGAUUUCCCCGAAGACUUCCUCCUGUCUUCAACAGAACAUGUAUAGAAAAAAAGGGGAUGAUCUGCUAAACAAAUAACAAGAACAGUGCAUAGCGCAUAACUGUGUGUAUGAAUAAACCAAAUGUAUAGUUUUCAAAUGGCCACUCACACUUUCGUUGAAAUAGAAAUGCCUCGAAACUGAAUUGCUCUUUUCAGCAAAAUUGCUCUUUUCAGCAUAAAUGCCCUUCCAGGAAUGAUUCUUCCACCACUUUUAAACUCUCAUGGAACAGUUAAAAGGUGUGUGCUCAAAGAAAAAAACAGAACUUGUAGUACAUAUUUAAAAAUGUAGAAAAAAUAAUUUAAUCACUUACAUCUAAAUAUAAAACAAUGGAUGUAUUCUCACUGUCACCACCAGGGGUCCUACGCGUUUCGUCCGUAUGUAGGACUUCCUCAGGGACUUCAGUGACCAGAAAUGACAGCAUACAAAUGAACAAUAAACAACCCUUCCCUUCACCACCCUUUAUACCUCCCCCAAUGUCCUCAAAACUCUUUAUCCGAAUCAGGUGCUUGAAAUUUCAGUUCGACGGCCGAUAUCUAUGACGUCAUCCUCAUGCGUCCGUCGGUUUCGCAUGCGUUCCACCAUGCGUUCCACUGCCGAAACCCGGAAGUGCUUUAUGCCUUCUAUGUAUGAAUCACGUAUUUCUAUUCCAAGUCCCUCUCAUUAGAGGCAGAUUUAAUAUACAUGGAUCGGAGGCAAGAAGAAAGGGGGGGGAUAGGGAAAAGGGAGGAUUAUACACUUCAAACAGUACUACAAGAUUCCAAAUAUAUAUAACUAACACAGCCUCAUUAUACUUAAUAACAAUAAAACUGUAUACACUGUAUAAUAUAUGUGUACAUGAAUCAAAUUAAAAUAAAGAUAUAUAAUAGUUAAUAGACAAACUGACAUAAAAAAUAACAAAAAUAAAUACAUAAUAUAAAAAAAGACAAAAAAAUAAAUAAUAAUAAUGAAAAAUAUGAAAAUAAAAAAUGUAAUAUAAAAAUAAAAUAAAAUAAAAAAUAAUAAAAACGAAAAUAAAAUAAAAUGAAAUAAAAUAAAAAUAAAAAUAAAGGAAAAUAAAUAAAAAUGAGAAUAAAAAUGAAAAUAAAAAUAAAGCACACACACUUAUAAGGUGGAUAAAACGUGAUAUCCCAAUUUAUGUUGCAUUUUUUCAAAUAUUCCAAAAGAUAUAAAGUAUCCAUACAUUAUUAUUUUUCUCCUCUUUUUUCCUUUGAUGAGAUAUUAAAAACAUCCCAAAAAGGAGAUUUAUUAAUUUUAACGUUAUCAUUGGAUAAGAUUAAGAAAUUAAAUUGUAUUAUAAAAUAUAGGAUAGAAUUCCAUAAAUAUAAAAAAUAGAAUUCGAUCCAUCCCCUAUCCUCUUUUUUCUUUUAGUGGAAUGUCAAAGACAUCCCACAAAGAGCAGUUGGUUGAUAUUAAAGUUGUCCUUGGAAUAAAAUAAAAUAGAUUAUAUUAAAAAAUUAAAUAAAAUUUGAUGAAUGGAAAAAAGUAUACUUAUAAUUGAAAUUUAAUUGAAUCCAAAAAACGUCAAAUCUCAGAAUGCAGAUUAAAAAUCUGUAAACAUAAAUCUGACGCAGUUGGAAUCCAACAAAUCCCAGUAUAUAUAAAUCUGAUAUAAUAAGAAUUCAAUGAAUUUCAGAAUACAUAAAAGGACAAUUUGUCCGUCCCAAAACUCAUUUAAAUCUAAUGAUACAAAAAUAUUCUACUACUGGUACUCAUGAUGUGGAAAAAUUAUUUUACCACCUAUACCAUAAAAAAUAUAUAGAAAAAAUGCAACAUUUACACUAGUGGUGCAAAAAGGUACCUACAUCGUAUUAAUUUUCAAAAAAGCUCCAUAGGUCUAUAUCCAAAUUCAACCCAUGUGGUUGCAACGUUUUUAAUUUGUUUAUCCAAAAAGUCUCCCUUUGCGAGAGCUUUUUCAUUAAAUUGCCCCCUCUCCAAUAAGGGUCAACCCGCUCUAUACCCAUGUAGGAAAAAUUAUUCCAAUUAAAUUUUCUGCAACUAGUGCAAUGAAUCGGUACUAUAUGUUUUGUUGACUUUUUCUUAAUAUUAUUUUGAUGUUCCAAAAUUCUCUCUUUCAAUUUUUGACCCGUUCUUCCCACAUACUGUUUCCCGCAUGGGCACUGUAGCAGGUAGACCACAUACCUAGAGUUACAAUUUAUAUUAGAUUUAACUUUAAAUUUCUCUUUGGUAGUUGUACUUAUAAAUUCUUUUUUCUGUAUAUACCUCUGAUUCUUGCAAGCCUUACAUGAAUUACAAGGAUUAAAACCUUUAAUAUUAGAAAGUGUACCUUUGCGUCCGAUUUUUAAUGCGUAGCUUGGAGCUAAUAUAUUUUUCAAAUUUUUAGUUUUUUUGAAAAUUAUUGGUGCUUUUUUUGGGAGUACCUUUCCUAAUAUGGGGUCUUUGCACAAAAUAUCCCAAUGUCUGUUUAGAAUCUUUUUUAUAUACAGAAAAAAGAAUUUAUAAGUACAACUACCAAAGAGAAAUUUAAAGUUAAAUCUAAUAUAAAUUGUAACUCUAGGUAUGUGGUCUACCUGCUACAGUGCCCAUGCGGGAAACAGUAUGUGGGAAGAACGGGUCGAAAAUUGAAAGAGAGAAUUUUGGAACAUCAAAAUAAUAUUAAGAAAAAGUCAACAAAACAUAUAGUACCGAUUCAUUGCACUAGUUGCAGAAAAUUUAAUUGGAAUAAUUUUUCCUACAUGGGUAUAGAGCGGGUUGACCCUUAUUGGAGAGGGGGCAAUUUAAUGAAAAAGCUCUCGCAAAGGGAGACUUUUUGGAUAAACAAAUUAAAAACGUUGCAACCACAUGGGUUGAAUUUGGAUAUAGACCUAUGGAGCUUUUUUGAAAAUUAAUACGAUGUAGGUACCUUUUUGCACCACUAGUGUAAAUGUUGCAUUUUUUCUAUAUAUUUUUUAUGGUAUAGGUGGUAAAAUAAUUUUUCCACAUCAUGAGUACCAGUAGUAGAAUAUUUUUGUAUCAUUAGAUUUAAAUGGGUUUUGGGACGGACAAAUUGUCCUUUUAUGUAUUCUGAAAUUCAUUGAAUUCUUAUUAUAUCAGAUUUAUAUAUACUGGGAUUUGUUGGAUUCCAACUGCGUCAGAUUUAUGUUUACAGAUUUUUAAUCUGCAUUCUGAGAUUUGACGUUUUUUGGAUUCAAUUAAAUUUCAAUUAUAAGUAUACUUUUUUCCAUUCAUCAAAUUUUAUUUAAUUUUUUAAUAUAAUCUAUUUUAUUUUAUUCCAAGGACAACUUUAAAAUCAACCAACUGCUCUUUGUGGGAUGUCUUUGACAUUCCACUAAAAGAAAAAAGAGGAUAGGGGAUGGAUCGAAUUCUAUUUUUUAUAUUUAUGGAAUUCUAUCCUAUAUUUUAUAAUUCAAUUUAAUUUCUUAAUCUUAUCCAAUGAUAACGUUAAAAUUAAUAAAUCUCCUUUUUGGGAUGUUUUCAAUAUCUCAUCAAAGGAAAAAAGAGGAGAAAAAUAAUAAUGUAUGGAUACUUUAUAUCUUUUGGAAUAUUUGAAAAAAUGCAACAUAAAUUGGGAUAUCACGUUUUAUCCACCUUAUAAGUGUGUGUGCUUUAUUUUUAUUUUUAUUUUUAUUCUCAUUUUUAUUUAUUUUCCUUUAUUUUUAUUUUAUUUCAUUUUAUUUUAUUUUCGUUUUUAUUAUUUUUUAUUUUAUUUUAUUUUUAUAUUACAUUUUUUAUUUUCAUAUUUUUCAUUAUUAUUAUUUAUUUUUUAGUCUUUUUUUAUAUUAUGUAUUUAUUUUUGUUAUUUUUUGUUAUGUCAGUUUGUCUAUUAACUAUUAUAUAUCUUUAUUUUAAUUUGAUUCAUGUACACAUAUAUUAUACAGUGUAUACAGUUUUAUUGUUAUUAAGUAUAAUGAGGCUGUGUUAGUUAUAUAUAUUUGGAAUCUUGUAGUACUGUUUGAAGUGUAUAAUCCUCCCUUUUCCCUAUUCCCCCCCCUUUCUUCUUGCCUCCGAUCCAUGUAUAUUAAAUUUGCCUCUAAUGAGAGGGACUUGGAAUAGAAAUACGUGAUUCAUACAUAGAAGGCAUAAAGCACUUCCGGGUUUCGGCAGUGGAACGCAUGGUGGAACGCAUGCGAAACCGACGGACGCAUGAGGAUGACGUCAUAGAUAUCGGCCGUCGAACUGAAAUUUCAAGCACCUGAUUCGGAUAAAGAGUUUUGUGGACAUUGGGGGAGGUAUAAAGGGUGGUGAAGGGAAGGGUUGUUUAUUGUUCAUUUGUAUGCUGUCAUUUCUGGUCACUGAAGUCCCUGAGGAAGUCCUACAUACGGACGAAACGCGUAGGACCCCUGGUGGUGACAGUGAGAAUACAUCCAUUGUUUUAUAUUUAAAUGUAAGUGAUUAAAUUAUUUUUUCUACAUUUUUAAAUAUGUACUACAAGUUCUGUUUUUUUCUUUGAGCACACACCUUUUAACUGUUCCAUGAGAGUUUAAAAGUGGUGGAAGAAUCAUUCCUGGAAGGGCAUUUAUGCUGAAAAGAGCAAUUUUGCUGAAAAGAGCUAUUCAGUUUCAAGGCAUUUCUAUUUCAACGAAAGUGUGAGUGGCCAUUUGAAAACUAUACAUUUGGUUUAUUCAUACACACAGUUAUGCGCUAUGCACUGUUCUUGUUAUUUGUUUAGCAGAUCAUCCCCUUUUUUUCUAUACAUGGUGUUUUGCCACGCAUGCACAAUAGCUUCUGGAAAGCAUUGAAUUGGCUGAGAUCAAGACAUUAGCUAAUCUCAGCCAUGGAGGCGAAGCAAGGCAUGGCUAGCUACGACAAGUCCUGUGCGGCACUGGAAAAAAGGUAAGUUUAAUACCCUUUUUAAAGGGUGGCAAGUAGGUCUAAACUGUGUUUUUACAACUGAAAGGUCAGGAAUACACAUUUGUAUCCUUAUAGUGUUCCUUUAAGGAAUAAAACCCUGUGUGUUAUUUCAGGCCCUGGUGUCUAGCAGUAUAUACAUAACAGAGGAUUUCCUAGAACUACCGCUAUCUUUGCUAAUAGCUGUGCGGUAUGAAAAUAAACACAAAUAGCUUACAUUAUCCAACUUGAAACAGGGAUAUUCUUGACACAUGAAUGUGAUUUAAAGUGCAAUAUCACAUCUACCUUAGAAUGAGUUUACAUGUUAUGGCAAAUUAUUUAUUGAGAUAUAUAUAUAUAUAUAAAUAUAUAUAUCCUGUCUGUAUUCUGCAAAACAUGUCAUUAUUACUACUAUUCUGCAAAACAAGUCAUUAUUCUAUUAUUAUUUUAUGAAUCUAAAGAGUUAACUUCUUCAGGGUGUGACGAGUUUAAAAAAGAAAACUGGCAUCUGUAAGUUAAACCCACAGGACAUGUUGAGUUGACAUAUCAGCUGUGACCAAAGCUUAAGAAGUCAUGUACUGUCAUUUAAUUAAAACCACAAAGGAUAAGGCUUACCCCCAUGCAAUAUGUCUACGUUAUGUUUGCUUUUUGGUUACUAACGCUUGUUGCUCGGGAAGUCAAUGCCACAGACAUCCUAUCACUCAGGACUGUAAUGAAAUUCUAAACUUAGAAGCAUGAGAGCCAUUUCAGAGCCUUUAAGAGUAUUCAGUGCUCAAUGUCGUUGUUUGUGAAAGGCAUUUGUUUCCGAGCAUAAUCAAUAACUGCAGGCAAGAAACUAUUGCCAGAACAUCAAAUGCAGUUUAUAAUCCAACACUUGAUCAUUAGCUAGACAGACAGAUAGAAUCAGCUAGUCAUUUUAAAAACAGAGAAAUAUUUAAACAGCUCACAAACAUAAUAUCGCAAAUAGAUUGUUGUAUUAUGUCACAGAAUUAACCCUUUCAGGGAUAUAUAUAUAUAUAUGCCAAGUGCAAAGGUGGCCAAAAGGUAGAUCCUCAUCUAUCAUGCAACUCCCACAAUGCUUUGCCAGCUGGAAAUCUGCCAUUUGCCCAUGUAUGCAGGUUUGUGAGCAGUGUUUGUGUGUUUUAAUGUAAGCAUGUUUUGUAUUGAGUAUGUGUGUGUGAAUAUAGAGAUUGUAUUUGUAUGUACUGUUGCCAUUUAAAAGCAGUGGUGUACUUGUGUGUAAUGUUUGCGUUUGAUUGCAGAGGUGUUUUUGUAUGUAGUGUUGGGGUUUGAAUGUUGAGAUGUAUGAAUACAUACUGACACAAAUAUACAUUAACACUGACACACACAACAGACACACAAAAAUGCACACACUGACACUUACAUACAUUGGCACACACACAUAAACACAUUGACACCAGUGGUGUAUUUUGGAUCUGUGCUGCCCUAGAGAUGAUGGAACUUGGGCACCCGCUAAUUUAAAUUUGCCCCACACUCCUUCCUGCCAAGGCCACACCUCUUCCUGUUAAAGACUUACACAUUUUGAAUGACAGACACACACUGCAACACACACUCACAGACAAGCACACACUCCCUAUUUGACAUAAUCUGACAGACACACACAAUCUUUCAGACACACACUGACAGACGCACAUACGCACUGACAGACACACUCACUGACAGACAUGCACAUUCACUGACAGACACACACAGUCACAGACACUCACUGACAGGCAUACACACACAUUCACUGACAGGCACACACACCCACUCACUCAGACACACUGACAGAUACACACACACACACACUGACAGACAUAUAUUCACUGACAGACUCACCCACAGACACACUGAAAGAUAUAUACACACAUUCACUGACACACACACACUCACUGACAAACAAACACACACACGCAUUUUCCCCAACACUCACAAAUAUUUUUUUUUAUUAUUUAAAUCCAGGCUCCCUACUUUUUGGAGACGUGGGUGAAUUAUUUACCUGGGGUCCAGUGGGGCUGCUGGGUGGGCUGGCAGGCUUGUGGGCAGGUAGGAAGGCAGGUGGGUGCGCAAAGUAAACAGCGAGGGAGCAGUGAUCUUCCUGGUCAGCUCCCUUGCCGCCCACCUGCAAAACAACAAGGCUAACAAGGCAUUUGCCUGGGCAUUUGGGGGCAGCAUUUUUGCUGCCACCUGGAGAAUGCCUUCCAAGGCAAGUGCCUUGUUAGCCUCGUGGUAAAUACAUCAGUGACUAACACAUACAAGUCAUAAUUUCUAUAUAUAAAGCCACCCUCCAAUUUCAAUAUUUUUUGGCUGCAAAAGGGGUGGCUUCUCUAGGGUCCAUUGGAAUCUGUCUGCUGGCUGAGGCUGAUAGGAGUCUGGUCCACACUCUCUUCUUUCUCUCUCCAUACUUCUUUCACUAACCUCUUUUCUUCUUCAACAUGUGUGCUCUGUAAGCUGUGAGGAAGGACUUGAAUUUACUUCCUCCCAGCACUGCCGGUCUGACAGGUUCAGACAUGACCAUUUGUUGGCCAUAACUGCAUGGGCCCCUCCAGCUUAGUUCCAACAGCGUGCCAUGAUUGGCGAUCAGCCUAGUGCUGGUGGACUACAAUGGCUAUGGGCCAGCCAAGAUUGACUGUGGAGGAUAUUCCUGGCUUGUCCAUACAGGCUGGCGAUCUGGUCUACAAAUCUGCCUGGUGCAGACCAAAUGCAUUGCUCUCAUGAACUACUGUUAAAGAGUAUUGCAGUGGGUUACCAUGACAAUGCUCUCACUCAGUAAUGCCAAUGCUCACAGGAACAACCGCCGGAGAGUAAAUUAUGUCCCCCCUCUCUUGGCCAAAAGUAACAAAAGGGAGUAGGUAAACAGAUAUAGAUACUUUUAACCCCUUAAGGACACAUGACAUGUGUAACAUGUCAUGAUUCCCUUUUAUUCCAGAAGUUUGGUCCUUAAGGGGUUAAAUAAGUAUUACAUUUUUCUCCUAUUAGGCCCUUGAUUACAGCAAAGUGCAAAAAACACAUUUUUGAAAUCCUUGCAAAUUUAUUAAAAACAAAUAUAUAUAUCUAUACCUAGUAGAGAGCACUCUGGAGUCUUGAUAAAGUAAAUUCAAACUGCUGCUUUAUUAAGCAAACACAGUGAUAAACACAAGAGUUGACGUUUCAGUCUAUGCAGACUUUUUUCAAGACAAUUUACAAUGUGAGCUUGUAAACUCUCAUGUAUAUAACAGCCACAAGAUCACAUUGUAAAUUGUCUUGAAAAAAGUCUGCAUAGACUGAAACGUCGACUAUUGUGUUUAUCACUUGAAUUUACUUUAUCAAGACUCCAGAGUGCUCUCUACUAGGUAUAUAUACUUUGGUUGGGGAUUGUGCACCGGAGCACAAAAAGACCGGGAACAUCGAGUGCUGGGACCUGGAAAUAUAUAUAUAUAUAAUCUACAGAACUGAAGUAUUGUUACUUUAACUCGCAAAAUAAUAAAACCAUCUUAAUCCUCUUAGAUAGUGAUGCACCGAACGGUUCGCCAGCGAACAUAGCGCAGUUCGAUCCGCCCCCUAUUCGUCAUAAUUGAGUAAACUUUGACACUGUACCUCACAGUCAGCAGACACAUUCCAGCCAAUUAGCAGCACACCCUCCCUAGCAGACCCUCCCACCUCCUGGACAGCAUCCAUUUUAGAUUCAUUCUCAAGCUGCAUGCUUAGUGAGAGGAGGGAAAGUGUAGCUGCUGUUGAUUAGAUAGGGAAAUGCAUAGCUAGGUUAGGGUAUACAGUGUCCACUACAGUCCUGAAGGACUCAUCUGAUCUCUGCUGUAAGGACAGCACCCCAAAAGCCCUUUUAGGGCUAGAACAUCAGUCUGCUUUUUUUUUCUGUGUAAUGUAAUUGCAGUUAGUUGUCUGCCACUGCUGCCAGCUUCUGUGUCAGGCUCACAGUGGAUACUGUGCCCAGUGGCACCACUCACUCACUGGUGUCACAAUAGCUUGCAUUUAAAAACAAAAAACUUUUUUCACUGUUAUAGAUUGAAUAGCAGUUAGUUGUCUGCCACUGCUGCCAGCUUCUGUGUCAGGCUCACAGUGGAUACUGUGCCCAUUUGCCCAGUCAGUGCCACCACUCAUAUCUGGUGUCACAAUAGCUUGCAUUUAAAAACAAAAAACUUUUUUCACUGUUAUAGAUUGAAUAGCAGUUAGUUGUCUGCCACUGCUGCCAGCUUCUGUGUCAGGCUCACAGUGGAUACUGUGCCCAUUUGCCAGUCAGUGCCACCACUCAUAUCUGGUGUCACAAUAGCUUGCAUUUAAAACAAAAACUUUUUUCACUGUUAUAGAUUGAAUAGCAGUUAGUUGUCUGCCACUGCUGCCAGCUUCUGUGUCAGGCUCACAGUGGAUACUGAUUUGAGUGCCACCACUCAUAUCUGGUGUCAAUAGCUUGCAUUUAAAAACAAAAAACUUUUUUCACUGUUAUAGAUUGAAUAGCAGUCAGUUCCUUAAAGCGGAUGUGUCAGGCUCACAGUGGAUACUGUGCCCAUUUGCCCAGUGCCACGACUCAUAUCUGGUGUCACAAUAGCUUAAGCUUGACAUUUAAAAAGAAAAACAUUUUUUUUCACUGUAAUAUAUUGAAUAGCAGUUAGUUGUAUGCAAGCGUCUGGGUGUCAGGCCUCCUUCAGCGUGUGCUCUGCAGACCUCUGCCCGUGUACUUUGCCACUCAUAUCUGGUGUCUCUAUAGCGUGCUUUUACAAAGAAAAAAAGUUUUUCAGUGUAAGCUAAUAGCAGUCAGUGUCCUUAAAGCGGGUGUCAGGCCUCCUUCAGCGUGUGCUCUGCAGACCUCUGCACGUGUACUUUGCCACUCAUAUCUGGUGUCUCUAUAGCGUGCUUUUACAAAGAAAAAAAGCAGGUGUCAGGCCUCCUUCAGCAUGUGCUCUGCAGACCUCUGCCCGUGUACUUUGACACUCAUAUCUGGUGUCUCUAUAGCGUGCUUUUACAAAGAAAAAAGUUUUUCAGUGUAAGCUAAUAGCAGUCAGUGUCCUUAAAGCGGGUGUCAGGCCUCCUUCAGCGUGUGCUCUGUAGACCUCUGCCCGUGUACUUUGCCACUCAUAUCUGGUGUCUCUAUAGCGUGCUUUUAAAACCCAAAAACUUUUUUCACUGUUAUAGAUUGAAUAGCAGUUAGUUGUCUCAAAGCGGGUGUGUCAGGCUCACAGUGGAUACUGUGCCCAGUGCCACCACUCACUCACUGGUGUCACAAUAGCUUGCAUUUAAAAACAAAAAACUUCUUUCACUGUUAUAGAUUGAAUAGCAGUUAUUUGUCUCAAAGCGGGUGUGUCAGCCCUACAGCGUGUACUCUUCCAGUUUACAGUGCCACUCAUAUCUGGUGUCACAAUAGCAUGCAUUUAAAAACCAAAAAUCUUUUUUCACUGUUAUAGAUUGAAUAGCAGUUAGUUGUCUCAAAGCGGGUGUGUCAGCCCUACAGCGUGUACUCUGCCAGUUUACAGUGCCACUCAUAUCUGGUGUCACAAUAGCGUGCAUUUAAAAACCAAAAAUCUUUUUUCACUGUUAUAGAUUGAAUAGCGGUUAGUUGUCUCAAAGCGGGUGUGUCAGCCCUACAGCGUGUACUCUGCCAGUUCACGGUGCCACUCAUAUCUGGUGUCAUAAUAGCUUGCAUUUAAAAACAAAAAACUUUUUUCACUGUUAUAGAUUGAAUAGCAGUUAGUUGUCUCAAAGCGGGUGUGUCAGGCUCACAGUGGAUACUGUGCCCAGUGCCACCACUCACUCACUGGUACCCGGACGAAAUUUCUUUUCACAAAAGGCAAUCCCCAACCUGUACUCGAUUGUGCAAAAGGAAAUAAUGGCAUGUCUGGCACACGGUGUUGGGGCAAGGGUCCAUCUGACCACUGAUACCUGGUCUGCAAAGCAUGGUCAGGGCAGGUAUAUCACCUACACUGCGCAUUGGGCAAACCUGCUGACGGCUGCCAAGCAUGGAAUGCGUGGCUCUGCAGAGGAGUUAGUGACACCGCCAUGACUUGCAGGCAGGCCUGCUGCCACCUCCUCUACUCUUCCUACUCCAUCCUCUUCCAUAACCUCCUCGGCUGAGUCCUCUUCUGCUGCUGCGUCUUGCUCCACAUCAGCGGAUAGGGGACGUAACAGGGAUUAAACUGAUAAGAAUAGUACUACUUAACACACCACUCCUAUCUGGUGGCACAUUAGAUUGCACACGCAGUGCCCCAAAUUUGUUGUGAUCUGUGAGUAAGGUAAACGGUUGUCCAUACAAGUAAGGUUGCAGCUUUUUGAGGGCCCACACCACCGCCAGGCACUCCUUUUCAAUGGCAGUGUAUCUACUUCCUUGGGCAAAAGUUUCCGGCUUAGAUAAGCCCCGGGUUGCUCGCCGCCAUCUGCUCCGACUUGGCUCAGUACUGCUCCCAAUCUAAACAUAGAAGCGUCUGUAUGGACGAGAAAGCGUUUAGUUGGAUCAGGAGCAGAAAGUACAGGUGAUUUAAUGAGCGCCGUCUUGAGCUGUUGGAAGGCCUGUUCACUCUGGGGCCCAUGCUACUAUCUUGGGGAGGUUUUUACGUGUUCCUAUAUGGCACUUACUGGGCUUUAGGGUCAGUCCGGCCUCCCUAAUCCGGUCUAGUACGGCUCCUAUGUGGGUCAGGUGUUAGGGCCAGGAGCAGCUAAAAAUGGCUAUAUCAUCCAAGUAGGCGCAGGCAUACUCCUGAAACCCAUCCAGUAGCCGAUCUACCAUCCUCUGAAAGUUAGCCAGGGCAUUCUUCAUCCCGAAUGGCAUGGCCUUAAACUGAUACAGGCCAAACGAGGUGACAAAUGCCGACUUGUGGAUGGCGUCCUCGACUAAUGGAAUUUGCCAGUACCCCUUGCACAGAUCUAUUGUGGUGAGGUACUGGCCUCUGGCCAUUUUGUCUAGGAGCUCGUCUAUCCGGGGCAUAGACGAGGCAUCUGAGGUUGUUUUAUCGUUUAGCCUCUGGUAGUCUACACAGAAACGGGUCGUGCCUUCCCGUUUCGGUACCAGUACUAGUACUGUUCUAUCACCCCUAACUGCAUCAUUUCCUCAAUUUCUUUCUGAAUAUUUUCUUUAACUGCUUUGGGUAUGCGAUAGGCGGUUUGGCGAAGGGGGGUCUGGUCUAGGGUUUCAACUUUGUGAGUUGUUAACGGACUGUACCCAGGUAGGUUGGAAAAUGUGGCCCCCUGGUCCUGGAUUAGUCUUUGGACCUGGGUUCGCUCCUGGGCGUCUAACCGUUCUCCUAACUGUACUUCUCCCAGGUCUCCGCUCUGGCCCUCUAGGUCUAGGAGAUCUGGGAGUGGCAAAUUAUCAUAAUCUUCAGUGGCAGGUGCACAGAUUGCGGUUACCUCUUCAGUGCGCUCGUGGUAUGGCUUGAGCAUGUUCACAUGGAGCAUGCGCUUGCCUCCCGUGCCUGUGACCGCACCGAUCACAAAGGUGGUAUCACAAACCUGCUCUACCACCUUGUAUGGGCCCUGCCAGGAAGCCUGCAGCUUGUCCCUGUGGACAGUGUCAAUCCAUAUCUGCCAAGUGACCCUAUGUAGGGGAACAGUCUCUAUUCUGCUCUGUGUCAGUGUGUAUCAUGGUCUCUGAGGACAGGUGUCAAUCCAUAUCUGCCAAGUGACCCUAUGUAGGAGAAACAGUCCCUAUUCUGCUCUGUGUCAGUGUGUAUCAGGGGCUCUGAGGACAGGUGUCAAUCCAUAUCUGCCAAGUGACCUAUGUAGGAGGAACAGUCCCUAUUCUGCUCUGUGUCAGUGUGUAUCAUGGUCUCUGAGGACAGGUGUCAAUCCAUAUCUGCCAAGUGACCUUAUGUAGGGGGACCAGUCCCUAUUCUGCUCUGUGUCAGUGUGUAUCAGGGAACCUUAGGACAGGUGUCAAUCCAUAUCUGCCAAGUGACCCGAUGUAGGGGGAACAGUCCCUAUUCUGCUCUGUGUCAGUGUGUAUCAGGGAUCCUUAGGACAGGUGUCAAUCCAUAUCUGCCAAGUGACCCUAUGUGGGAGGAACAGUCCCUAUUCUGCUCUGUGUCAGUGUGUAUCAGGGAUCCUUAGGACAGGUGUCAAUCCAUAUCUGCCAAGUGACCCUAUGUAGGGGGAACAGUCUCUAUUCUGCUCUGUGUCAGUGUGUAUCAUGGUCUCUGAGGACAGGUGUCAAUCCAUACCUGCCAAGUGACCCUAUGUAGGGGAACAGUCUCUAUUCUGCUCUUUGUCAGUGUGUAUCAGGGAUCCUUAGGAUAGGUGUCAAUCCAUAUCUGCCAAGUGACCCUAUGUAGGGGGAACAGUCCCUAUUCUGCUCUGUGUCCGUGUGCAUCAGGGGCUCUGAGGACAGGUGUCAAUCCAUAUGUCAAGGUGUCAAUAUGUCAUGUCAGGUGUCAAUCCAUAUUCAUUGUGAUUUAGGAAUGUUAGGUGAUUUCUGCCCUUUAUGGAUUAAAACCAGACUCUGUAUCAACUGUGUAAUUUUCCAUGGGAGUUUUGCCAUGGAUCCCCCUCCGGCAUGCCACAGUCCAGGUGUUAGUCCCCUUGAAACAACUUUUCCAUCACUAUUGUGGCCAGAAAGAGUCCCUGUGUGUUUUAAAAUUCGCCUGCCCAUUGAAGUCUAUGGCGGUUCGCCCGGUUCGCCAGUUCGCGAACAUUUGCGGAAGUUCACGUUCGCCGUUCGCAAACCGAAAAUUUCGUGUUCGCGACAUCACUACUCUUAGACAGACAAACAAUAAACCUUGCUCAUCAAGCCAUUACUGCUAACAAGUAGAAAAUUAUAUUUUGGAUAAUCGUGUCGGAUUAGCAGGACAAGCCUAUUGGGAUAUUUAGCCACCAUACUUACAAAUGUAGAGUUUAUUCUUAAAUAGUUCAUCUAAUUAACUAGUGUAUAUAAUUGAAAUUCACUGUAUGUAAUGUUGUUGUCUGUUAUCAAUGUAUGUUUUGUCACAUAUACAUCAGGCCCCUGCAGAUUGAAUGCUCAAUUCUCUGCCAUGUUGUUUCUAUUGUACUUAAAUGAUACGGUGCAGCGUCCCAUGAAACAGGGAUUUUUAUUUAAUCCUUAGUCAUUCACAAAUGGAAAAAAUAAGAACAAGAUAUAGUUUAACCUUGACAUUACAGUGAUAAAUAUAUAGUGAAUCCUAAUCAUAUACUAUCAAAUAAAGAAACCAGUCCUGAGCUUAUGGGUUCUUUAAGGCUACCCAGCAGCCACUAUGGAAGCUGUACUUUAAAGAAAACCCUUCACCCAGACAAAGAAACUCAGCAGUCGGCAAUAAAGAAUAGUUUAGACUGCUCCAAAUAAAACCAAAAAGGUGUAUAUACAAUGGCAUACUCACAUUAUAUUGAGCCAGUUUAAGGGCUAUACAUUACGAGCACACAGUUGUUGUGUAAUCCUCAGGCACAACCUCAAAAAGCCAAAAGGAUACUGCUAGACAAGUAAAUUUGUAAUAAAAAAAAAAUUUGAAAUAUAGAAAUAGAAAUAUUUAAUCAUAGAAAAUAUUAAUAGAAAAUAUUUAAUCAUAGAAAAUGAACGCACCCAAACACGUUCUCCCCAAUUUUGGCUUCCUCAGUUGGUGAAUUACUAAUGCAAAAUGUGAACAUAUACAUAUAAAAAGCUAUGCAUGUCCAAUCGCAGUGCCCUUUGUCGAAUUCGGACUCCAAUUUUUUAAGAGACACAGCACCAUAUUAUUUAAAUAUCUAUUUUUAAUGUGAUGCUUUUGAUAGAGUAGGCACAAUGUUGAUGUUUAGCGACAGUGAUUGGUUAUUCCACUUAAGUUUUAUUUCUUUUUUUGCGCUGGCACUUUUAAAAUUUGUUCUGUUCCUUGUUUCUUUUUAUGCAGCAGCAGUAACAGCCAUACAUACCCUGGCUGUAACUCACACAGUCUCUAUGAACAGUGGUUUUAUUUUCAAUCAGCUCUUACAGUACAGUAUGUUUACUUUAGAAGUUAUCUCUAGCAGACUGUUAAUAAAGCAGGGUAUACGAAAUUCUAAAUAAAACACACAGUGCAAUAAGUUUAAAAAUCUCUCUGCACAGGAAGUGUGUUAGGAGACUGUGUAGGUUACAUGCAGAGGUGUGGCUAGGGCUGCAUAAACAAAGCAAAUAAUUGAGCCAUGGGACUGUAUGGGGCAUAAUCUAUACAUCAAAAGCACCUAAUUGAGCUAAAGUUUUAAAGCAGGCUUCCCCAAACUCUGGCCCUCCAGGUGUUGCUGAACUACAGCUCCCAUGAUUCUCAGCCUAUUUCAUUCAUAGAAUCAUGGGCAUUGUAGUUCAGGGAUGGGGUGUGCGAGCUGUGCGGCUGCACAGGGCGCCAUGCCAGUAGGGGGCACCAUGCUGCCGACACAGCUCGCACAUGGCCAGGGUGACAGCUGUGAGGAAGUGCUCAGAGCUCUCCCCUAAUGCUGGUCGCGCUGCACAGCACAACCAGCAUGACUGCUGUCUAGAUGUAAUGUACCCAACCAACCCGUUGCCCCCCCAAUGACACACAAGAGACCAUAUUAAGUUGGGUAAGGGAAACGGCCACAGCUUUAUUAAUUUUACAUGCCAGCAAAAACCAUACUGUCAGCUGUUGGGGUGAUUACCCAACAGACAGGUCUAUCCCAACAAACCAUGAGUCCAGAGCAGCCUGCCUCCGCCAUCAGCUCCCAGCAGGCUGCGACUCCCCAAGCCUCCUCUGCACUUCUUCACUUCUGCCUGUGCUGGCCAGGACUCCCGCCAUCGCAAUGAUGCCUUUCCCUCAGGCCUCCUGUCGUCAUUGCACCCCCCCGCCGACAGUGCAGCCUCAUUCCCACUCUGUAAACCCGUAUUAAGGAUAUCCAACCCGAUGACAUUCAAAUGUACCCUGUCCUUCCUAAUCAGAUCCCGGUUAUCACCUUCAAGCUCCACAUGUCGGACGACUACCCCACCCAUCCGACGUACGAAUUUUCCUACUGCAAUAUUAAGCUUGUGCCGGCUCUUCUCCAAUCCGCGUGAGUACGGCACCACGUGCCAGCACGGCCUGGAGACCACCUCUGAUCAAACCAAGGUCAUGUCCGGAAAUAUAGCCAUGCACCUCGCCAGGUCGUGCCGAAUCGCGUGGAGAAGGUCCACAGUCCUGGCUUCCCCUAAGUCAUUCCCUCCCGCAUGAACCACCGCCACCACUGGCCCCGAGACAAACUUCCGCAGCGCCACGAAUUCUGGGUAUACUUGAUGCCAGCGAAGACCCCUAAUGCCCUUCCACCGGACCCGGGCCAAGUCAAAUGAGAACCCCAAAUUCCAUCCAUAGGACCGUUCCUCUGCUCGCCGAGCAGCCCAGUACACGUAGGAAUGCCCUAUAAUCCACAUGUACCGGGGCCGACCACCUACAACGAGAAGAGGAUUACAGCAUAUGAGAACGGACAUAAGACUUAAAACGCCUCGACUCCCACCUACCAAUGCGCCAAAUGCCUGCUGCCGAGUAGCCCAAUAAACUCGUCUGAGUGGCAGCCCCGAUCCGAAAGGAAUGUGCCGAAAAUCCUUGACCAUCCAUCCCCCCAGCGGCCGACGAUCUCCGCAGCAUGGCUUAGAACUGAUACCGCGUGAGAGGCGACCCAUCCAAGUGAGCUAGCAAUGGGCCCCCCCGCUCCGGGCGCACCCUCAGAAAUUUGUGAAAGGCCCCAACCGGACAUACUUCGUCCCCAGUGGCCCCUAAAUAAACCCAGGCUCCACGGGCCACUUGGUCCGUCUUAGACCGCCAAACAAGAAUGUCAAUGGUAGAAGUAGACCACCGCACAUCAGACAACGCCAACGGCGAGGCCCUCCGCCUACUAGGAGCAACCAGCUCGCCGAUGCGAAAAGCUCCAAAGAAACAGAACGAGAAGGCCAAACGAAAUAAUUUGGACUCAAACUCUGAAUUACAGACUGUCGGCAAAACUGCGAGAUCGGGCGACGACGAUCAGGGCACCGCCGCAGACGCCACCCCUUUAUCACUUGCCAAUCCAUGAAACAAAACAGAAAGAACAGAGCAGCCAGCGCCUUUUCUGCCACCGCGCAAGACCUACCUCACUUGACCAUGUCAUCCAACAUCGACAGAGUCGCCUCCAGACGCUCGGCUUCCGCUGAUACGUCUCCGUCCCAUGCUGACGACAACCAUUGUCUCCACACUGUCCUCCAACGAGGAGUCUUCCAGUAAGACUCCGCCAACGAAUCCGUCACCAAGCCCAUCAGGCCUCGAAAUCGAGCAUCCAUAAGGAGUCCGGACAAGUCACACCGAUCCCCCGCACCUCUGGCGCUGCCUUGCGAAACCGCUCCCACUGCAAUCGAGACAAGGCGUCAGCCACCACAUUUUGCACACCCGGGACAUGACGCGCCCGCACCCAAACGUUAAACUGCAGACUAAGUAGCACGAGCCGCCGGAGAAGCGCCAAAACCGGUGGAGAUGAGCAGGACGACCGGGCAAUCACAUGGACGACACUCAUGUUGUCCGUGUGAAAGACCACAGUGUGAUUUCUGAAGUCCUCACCCCAUAGUUCCAGUAUGACCACGAUUGGGAACAGCUCCAGAAAAGUCCCAUCGGGGAGGACCGCCAUUCCUCAGGCCACGCCCCCACGCACCACUGGCCCCGAAAAUAUGCCCCCAAACCAAUGGACCCUGAGGCAUCCGUAAAGAGGUCUAACGCGGAAUUGGAGGUGGCCUCCCUCAACCAGCACGAGUGCCCAUUGUAACGGCGUAGGAAGGAGCUCCACACUGCCAGAUCCGCCCAAAGGCGCCUCGUGAUCCGAAUGUAAUGGAAGGAUCCUCACCCUCACCGUGGACAAUGACAAUCUGCGACAAAAUGCCCGACCCAUCGGUAAUACCCGACAUGCGAAAACCAAGUGGCCCAGUAGGCACUCCAUUUGGCGAAACUGAACCUUCUUGGAACCCUUGACCAGGUCAACCAGACGAAGUAACACCGCCAACUUCUCAACCGGAAGCCGAAAAACCAUACUCUCUGUAUCAAUCUCGAUACCCAGAAACGACAGAACCAACACUGGGCCAACCGUCUUUUGCUCCGAAACUGGAACUCCAAAAUCCGACGCUAUGCAUCGGAAGGCCUGCAGCAAAGAAAGGCAAUCCUGAGAACACGACGGACUAACGAACAAAAAAUCGUCCAGGUAAUGAGUCAAGGAACCCAGACCUGACACACGUGCCGUGACCCACUCCAAAAAAGAGGAAAACAGUUUGAAAUAAGAACAAGAGAUAGCGCAGCCCAUGGGCAUGCACAUAUCAAUAGUAGAACCGUUAGCAAAACACCAUAGUAAGUGGAAACAGCCCGAUGAACCGACAACAAAUGAAAGGCGGACUUAAUAUCCGAUUUUGCUAAUAACGCCCCCCGACCGGCCCGCCGAAGAAGGAGCAAUGCCGAGUCAAAGGAAGCAUAGUGCACCCUGCACACAUCCUUGUCAAUGUCGUUGUUUACCGACGCCCCCGCAGGGUACAACAGAUGGUGAAUUAACAUAAAAGCUCCUGGAUUAUUUUUGGGAACCAAACCCAACGGAGAGACCCUCAAAUUGUGGAAGGAGGGGGAGUUAAAGGGGCCGGCCAUGUGGCCCCGUUGAAUCUCCGCCUCCAAAUUUUCCCGUAACAAGCCCUCUUUUCCCCGAGUGGACCGCAGGUUGUCAGCAAACAGACCCUCGUCCGACAGCACGGAUGGAAUCCAGAAACCCUUCGUGAACCCGUCAAACAAGAGAUCCGCAACGUCACGUUUAGGAUACUGGUCGAGCCACGGUCACAUCUUGGCACUGGGUCAGGCUCCGCCCAUACUCCUCAUCAGUCGGCGGGGAGACCUAAUGUGCAUGCGCAGGAACGGCCACGCUCGCAUUAGGAUUUCCCCAUAGGAAAGCAAUUUUCAAUGCAGAGCGUGAGGACGUCCAGCGUCACAUAACGGACCAAAUGUCGGUUUUGAUACAGGAAGCGCCCCCAGUGGCUUUCUGGUAGACAGCCACUGAGGGCAGACUUAGAGCUCCAAUGUAAACAUGGCAAUUCUCUGGAAAGGCAAUGUUUUACAUUGCAGCACUAAGUGCAAAAGGGACACAGCACCCAGACCACUCAGAUGAGCUGAAGUGGUCUGGGUGCCCACAGUGUUUUCCCUCCCUCCCCAAAAAAAGUUUUCUCUCGCUCUCUCACUUUUAGCAGGCAGGAAAGCCUAACUACAGGAUUCUCUAAGGCAGUUUGGUGACAUCGGGUGGAGGCUUGACAGACAAAGUCAGGAGCUUCCCCUGGCAGUGGAGUCCAGGUGAGUAAAAAAUCCUUUAUUUGCAGGUUUUUCUCCAAAAUGAAGGGUAAGUGGCUAAUUUGUAGUGAUUAUUAAGGCUUUUUAAAUAAAUAAAUACAAAUAUGGGUAACCCUUUAAAUAUGUGAUAUACAUUUAAAAGAAAGCAUACCUUAUAAAAAAAAGUUUAUAGGUGAUUUUCAAUCGUUUAUUCAGUGAUAUAAUUUUCAGAGAAGUGGAAAUCCUUUUUUCAAUUUUUAUAAAACUAUUUUGCCAUGUCAAGAUAUGCAAAUUUCUACAUUAGUAGCUCUAAAAUGGAAAAGUAUAGGCAAAAGUAGGAGGAAUGUGUUUGCGUAAAGCCAAAAGAAUGGGAAUGCUGGUAUCAAUUUUUGAGGAAAAUGUAUUCAUACUUACCGUAAUUUUCUUUUCCUGGCUAUUACUCAUAUGGGUUAGCUAGCUACUCCCCUUACAGCCGAUAGGACAGGAAUAAAACAAAUGUCUUUAAAGGGAGUAUCCCUGUAUAGGUCCCUCAGUCAGUAACAAGCUCCUACAGAAUAAGUAAAACCAACACUGGGUGGGUAGUAUAUCCUGCCAUGAAUAAUAGCCAGGAAAAGAAAAUUACGGUAAGUAUGAAUACAUUUUCCUCUUUCCUGGCUAAUCAUGGCUGUAUAUACAUAUGGAAAUACCCAAGCUUACCAGGGAGGGACAGAAACAUACGUAACUGCCAAUCAAAUAAUCAGAACAAUUCAAGUUAGAUUAGAAGAUUGAACUGAGUUAAGGACGUGACAUCCAAACUGCGUCUCAUUGAUUGCUUUAUUGUCCAGUAUGUAAUGCUGGACAAACGAGUUCAAAGGGGUCAAAAUGCCAACUUUACAAAGUUUCAGCAGAGACCAUUACUAUGGAAGCCUACAAUGCUGCAACUGCAUGAGUGGAGAGUGCCCCGAAAUUCCUUGGUACAGGUAGAGAAUGGCAUUGAUAAGCUUUCCUGUUGAAAUUCAGUGAAUGGGGGUACACAGGAUCAAGCCUGGAGUUCACACAUUCACUUUGCUGAGGUACCAACAUCAGCUAACAUCAUUGAAGCUCCUUCUAGAGGUUUGAAUGAUUGUUUAGUCAAAGCCUGUAAGACCAGUGGUAGAUCACAUAUUGGCUUCAACACUGUGAAGAAACCACACACCUUAUUCGUUAACUUUGAUUUUUCUCGUUCAGUAUAUAAAACUACCAAACACAGACCACCCCCCUGGCUCAUUAUCUACAAAGAAAACCGCAUAUUAAGUGCUCUCCCUGUGUGGCCGCAGUUCGCAUGGCCGAACGCCACGUGUUGGAUAAAACGGUGGCCAUCUUGUUCACACGAAAAGAGGCGGGACCUGCUCAUCGAGUGUCUGGAACUAAAAUCAGACACUCUACUUCCCGAACGCUGGUCAACUUCGUGAACGCCUGCAUCUUUUCACCAACCAGCCAGGACAGCGCUAUUCGGUAGUUUUGUUCCCACGAAGUAGGGGAACAAAUGCUACCCAUGAGCCAAGGGAACAGUUCGUGAAUUUGUUCGGUUUUUAGACUUCCUGAAAUAGACCGACUGCUACCUCUGAAACUGUGGAACUGUUUUUGAGCAUAGGAUCUUAUAUGCAGUCGGUCAAAUUAUGAGCUCCCUGGAAAUCCCGAACCUCUAAACCGAUGUGAGUGAUUUUUGGAUAUGUUGGUCCCCCAAAUCAGGGCUAUCAGGGGAUAUGGUGGGGUUUCCAUUUUGUGGGGUUUCCAUUGGUUUUAAGGUCAUUUCUGGGUUUUGUUGAAAUGCAUGUAUAGUAUAGGGCUAUUCCAGCUAGGGAAGCUAGCUGAAGAUAGGAGGAGAUCUUCGGGCAUAUCCUAUGCUAUUGAGGGAAGUUGCUAAUAUUUAUAUUUUCCCCUAUAAUCACUUUUUGGGAGAAACAGUGUUAUUGCAUGUGGACACCAGAAACACUUUUUGUAAAUUUGUGAGAGAUACUAUUUUAUCAAAUUUUGUGGAAAUGUAUGUUUUUUUGUGUCUGGAGAUAAGUGAGUUUAGUACAAUCCUUGACUCAAUUAUCUCCCAGGCAAACAGAAAACAUAUCUUCAGACACUCAGGAUGUUACAGCCGCAGGCAGAUUUAUUGAAAUAGAAAGGACAGCAAUGUUUCGACCUAACAGGAGGACUUUGUCAAGCUAACACCACAAAACAACAUAAGUGUAUAUAUAGUAGACAUGUGCAAUUAAUUUCGGUCCGAAUGUGAAUUCGCCCGAAUUUCUGAAAAUUUGGACAUUCGGGUACUUCCGAAUGUCCGAAUAGAUUAAUUGCCAGAUAGCCGAAUUUCCGAAGUGUCGAAGUUGCGAAGUACAGUAUUGCCUAAGAACUAAUAUACUUACCCAGUGGAAGAAUGAAGAAUGUUACAGUGUAUACAAUUUUAAAUAAAAAGUAUACAAACGUCGCCAGGAUUCAGCUGUAAGCAUUUGCAACACUUACAACAAUCAAGUAACACACAUUCAUAUAAAAUGUAAGUUACUUAGCCAGUCAAUGUAAAGACAGGAAUGAAUAAGUAGAUAACUCCCUAAUUCCCACGGUAUUAGGAAGCUAUCUACUAAAAGGCUGAAAGACCUAAAUUGGUCUUUCAGCCAAAUUUACUAAUACUAAGUAAAGAUUACUUAGUAUUAGUAAAUUAUGCCCUUACUCGCUAUACCGCGAGUAGGGGCAUGUCUAGUAAACAGUGAGCAGCCUGUCCUCCCCUCGGCCCCCACCCCUGAGCGGCGGCCCUAAAUCAGAAUAAGGGGGGACCUAAUGUCCUCCCUCCUGGCCCCCACCCCUGAGCGGUGGUUAGGGGCCCUAAAUACCAGUUAGGGGGGGGACCUAAUGUCCUCCCCCCUGUCCCCCACCCCUGAGCGGCGGGUGGGGGCCCUAAAUACUAAUAAGGGGGGUCCUAAUGUCCUCCCCCCUGGCCCCCACCCCUUAGCGGUGGGUGGGGGCCCUAAAUUAGAAUGGGGGGACCUAAUGUCUUCCAACUUGGCCCCCCCUGAGCGGUGGGUGGGGGCCCUAAAUACUAAUAAGAGGGGGACCUAAUGUCCUACCCCCUGGCCCCCACCCCUUAGCG
Messenger RNA from Pelobates cultripes (western spadefoot toad), 54336 nucleotides. The record is from the annotation of a GenBank genome assembly. Lineage: Eukaryota; Metazoa; Chordata; Amphibia; Anura; Pelobatidae.